Molecule: messenger RNA, 67867 nt
Organism: Xyrichtys novacula (pearly razorfish)
Lineage: Eukaryota; Metazoa; Chordata; Actinopteri; Labriformes; Labridae
Source: the annotation of a GenBank genome assembly
UGUCUCUAGUGCCAGACUAACACAGCUAUGUUUAAAGGGUUGUGAUUUUUGCGGUUUUUCAGUGUGAAUCGUUUUUUCACCCAAAAAUGUAUUUUUAUUUAUUGGUAAUAGUGUGACCUGGGCCAGCCUCCAGACUCUGAAUCUGUCUGUGUCAGAAGCCUGAGCUGUCAGUCAGUCAGUCACUGCUGGAGUUUUUGGUGUAGCAGGCCUGAUCCAGCUCCCUGAUCCGGACUUACAGGAGUCCAGCUCGGCUAGGUGUCUCACUGCGGCGCGCAACGAUGACCUGAAUGCUGAUUAUUGUGGAGAUCGACAGAGGAUUCUAGGAAAGGAAAGGAGGAGAUGAACCGUUUCCUCAGAGCCGGAGAGAAUGGAGGGCUGCUGACGGACUGCAGGGAGCUGUCACCUAACCACACCGCUACCGCCUCCUCCUCUUCCUCUUCCUCCUCCUCCAUCUCCAUCACCACCCUCUCCUCCUCUUCCUCCUCCAGCGCCACUGGCUCAGCCGACAGACACGCGGCCCUGCCCUCGCUCCAGACCCGGGGACCUGUCGGCGGUGGCAGCGGCGGCGGGUCGGAGCCUAGGAGAUCCGCGUUGAAGCGCAGCCGAGCCGGGCGGGAGGGUCGAGAGGAGGCGGAGGAUCAGACGGUCAGGGUGGUGCAGCAGCAGCAGCAGCAGCGUCUGGAGGCUCAAGGACGCUCCGACGGCGUGGAGAUGCUCUCAGCGGUCAGCAGAGACGUGGACGGCGGCGGUGGCAGCAGCAGCGUGAGCGGCAGCAUUAACAACAACGGCGUCCCUGAAGCGGCCACGGCCUCUCCUUCUGCGUCCUGCGCCAAAGGCAAGGAGGAGAGGAAGGGGAAAAACGUGAUCCGGGGCUGGAAGAGGGAGAGAGACAGGGAAAGGGACGCCGCUCCUCCCGCUCCUGCAGUCCGUACGCGGAAGGAGAAGCCCGGUGAUGGCUCGUCUCCUCCUCCCUCCGUCUUCCUCCCAGCGCCCGCCCUGCCCGAGCAUCAUCUGUGCCGCGACGGCCCCGCACACUGUCUCUGCACCGCGACGGACUCCUCCAGGAUCAUGGGAGAUAACGGCAACGUAAACAAUAACAGCAGUAACGGGAGUAACGGCGGCGGAGCUGCCAACAAAAGCGCACUGGAGUGUGGAGUAAAGAGCGGUGGAGGCGCUAUUGUUGUCAGGCGGCAGCAUGACGACACGCCGGCGGCCAAGAAACACAGAGGAGCCGAGAAGGUAAGCUGCUUUUAUUGUCUGGAGGCAAAUAGAAGAACUCACACACAACCAAAUAACACAUACCUCACCUGCCCUGACAUACAGACAGACUCUUCACCUUCAGGCUGCAUGUUUUCACGCGUAAAACUCUCAGUUUGAGGUGAAAUAAAAGGAGGGAAAGGAGCAAUUUUUGAUAUUCAGAGCACACACAGGCAGUCAGAUGCAGGUGUGAAGGCCACAAAGAGCCCGAACAGCACACACAGACACACUCAGACACACACUCAGCAGGAAUGUUUAAAUGGAGGGAUGACCGCCUGCCACAUGAUAUUUAUUUCCUUUUGUUGGUGCCCAGCUGGUGUCAUUGUUCCCAGCUCCACUGUCUGUCUGCUGAUAUUUACCACGCUGAUGGACUGAGAUUCUUCCUUUUGGGGGGGAGAUGAAGAGGAGGAGGAGGAGGAGGAGGAGGAGGAGGGAGGGGAGCAGCAGCAGCAGCAGUGUGUCCUCCAUCUCCAUCCUCCUCCUCUUUUCAGGUCCAUUUAAUCCAGACGCUUCAUGUUUUUGCAAGAGAUUGGACAGCAACUAUUUGUGUCUGCAGCAGUUUAGAGUAGAUGUGAAAUCUGCUCUUUUGUUGCAUCUGCACGGACUCUGUUUGCUCUUUUUAUUCUAUAGAAAUUUCACUGAUUCCCACAUUUAUCAGGUGUUGGAUUAUGCAUCUGAAUCUGUUCAUUUGAGACAGGAAUCCUGCAGUUUGAAAAGGGUGGAUGUGAACACCGUCUAAGCCUUUUUAGGGAGUAAAAGAGACUCUUCGUAGUUUAAAUAAAUAAUCUAAAGGAGAGACAAAGAUGGAGGAAGAUAGAGGGAGAGUUUGCGAGGUGAAAUGGGGAAAGAGAUGUUUGAUAUGGAGGGAGGAAUUGGACGUGACAGACAGAGGACGCAGGCUGAGGGAGUCAGACAGACGUAGAGAAAAAAGAAACAGAUGGAGGACGUCUGGGAGGAGUUUUUGGUUAUUUUUGUGCAGGAUAAGAUGAAGCGGGAAAAGCCGAGGCGUCCUCCCCGCUGCUGGCAGAUGCUGCUGACAGGAGGAACGCUGGCCUGCCCCGGCUGCUUUGUUUAUUUGUUGAUCUGAAGGAUUCCCAUUCGGCUGUGAAACACACUCACACACACUCACACACACUCACCCUGAGCUCUGUGGUGACUGUAAUUCAUUCCCUGUCAACAGUAAUCUGGGCUUCAGUGAAGAGCUUCAAUGUCCUGUGAUGGUUGUAGUCAAGCUCAAGAAGAUUUUAGACCCUGAAACAGGGACAAAAGAUCUAAAGAUGAUCAGGUGAAUGUUUUUUUUUUCUUUUUCCUAUUACUGCAGACAGGAAAUCAAUUUACAAUCUGAAGCGAUAUGAUUGGAUAUGACAUGAUAUGACAUGAUAUGACAUGAUAUGACAGAAGUCACUCAAUCCAGUACCAUACUACUUGGCUCUGCCUUCCAUCAUUAUAUGGAUUUGAAGCCGAAUUGCUCUUAGUAUUUCUGGGAUUUUCUCCACUUCCCGGAACCACCACUUGCACAGUUACGUUGUACGCAUUCGGCGGGAGGGUCACUGUGAAGACACACGGCUCAAACAGUGUAUCUCCCAAGUGAGCUACGCAAUUUUCAUACGCCCAUAGGCUGUAUCAAGUGUCAAUCAUAGAAAAUAUGAACCCCCUAAUAACUUUUAAAAAUGAAGCUUUAUAGAAAAAAAGAGGACUUGAGCACAAACCAGUCUUACAAUAACUACAUGUCAACGUCUCAAGCAGGGGGGAAAAGAAUUCAUAUUCUGUGUGAUAAAUUUCUUAAAUUUGUCCACAGCUCCAUAUGGAUUGCUGGAGGGGGUGGGAUUUAUGACCUAUACUGCUGCCCGUCAUCAGAGGGUGCUGCUCUCGCAGUAGUUUCACCCAGUGAAAAGGCAGACGGCGUUCAUUCUAUAUGUUUUGAUUCAACAAGGAACUCUACGGUACAGUUUGAUGGGAAACGUCACAAUAGGAUACGAUUAAGGAGAAAAGAUCGAUUCUUUUGAAACAGUAACACAAUACAAUAUGAUAAACCACCCUUUAAUACGAUAUUAUUCUAAUUUCAGUUCAAUUUGAUAGGAUUAGAUCCUUCAAGAUUUGAUAUAAUACAAUGGGCUAUAUUAUGAUAUGAUUUGUUGCGAAUUGAUGCGCAGCAAUCUGAUACAGAGUGACAAUAUCAUAUAAACCAUUGUGUCCCAUUUUUGAGAUAGAUAGAUAGAUAUGAUGCGCAUCUCAACCGCCCCUUUUCCAGAAUCUUCUCUUUACUAGGAUCUCACCUUCCUUAACCCACCUCCUCCUCUGUCUUUGGCUCAGAGCCUUCAGCAAAUAUCCAAAGGGCCUGGGGGGUUCAGGAGGCUUAUCACGAUGUCAGAAUGAUGCUGUGGUAGUCUUGAUGUAAAGUACAAUGAUCCUGUUCAAAAUUUAAACCUCUGAUCACUUUAUGUAAUGCUUCCAGACAGAACUCUUAUUCCCUUUAUAUAAAAGGGGCUAAUAUCAAAUUUAGGAUUUAACAGUGAAGCAGUUCAGUUCUCUACUGUAAACAUAACUGCCAGAAUUCAUAUCAAGACCCAAAAAUCAGUCGACUUUUAGAGAACAGCAAGGAAUUCAUCAACAAAUCCCCAAUCACAUUACCCGUGUGUUUAAUGAAUAAUGAUCAAUACAUCCUGUUGAUAGUGAUCUUGGCUUGUGAAACAGCACAACACAAUACAAUAUGAGAGUGCAAAUUUGAAGUAGUCUUCACGAUCGAUCUUUUGAGUUCAUGAAAUGUCCACUGAGCCAAAUCUUAAUGGCUGUGUUGACUAAAAUGAGUUAUUAGAGACCACGUCUCUGACUCUCCACCGACUCUGUUACAAGUCAUAGAAAAGACUCACUCCAGAUCUGUUCAGUCCACUGUAUACGAAGCCUGGUCCAUUUCCUUGGAUAGUCCAAUACAUUAGGAGGGGUGAGAAAGCUCAGAAGAACUUUGGACCAAAUAAGUGGACUGUGGUCUGCUUGAAAAUGCAGGUCUUAGUACCAAGUGAUUAUUUUGAAGGUGUAAAAGAAAAGCAGACUGACUUCCAAUCUAAAGACAGAAAGCGGCACAAAGAGCGUUUCAUCUGUGUGUCAAUACCUCAUUCAGCAUCUGUGUAACCACAGCAACAUGGCGGUCUCACCCUCUGGUCAGGGCUCACCUUCUUCUUUGUACUGAAUCAUUGGUCUCCUGUAAAGAAAAACAGGCUGGUCUCUGGGCUCUAUUUUCGUGCCUCGCCGGAGACGUGCCACAGGCGCGGCGGUCAGGUCUACCGCGCCGACAAGGCGUUCCCAAGCACAAUUUGGUAUUUUGGUGAGCGGCGCAGCCCGGCGUAAGUAUCCCCCCUCCCUAACUCAGCUCCUCCCAGCAGCGUAAGUUGUAGCAUGGAGAAGAGAGGGCUUGGAGUGGGUUUAACAUAGCCGAGCCCUGUUUUCACCAAUCACAUAAGCUCCUCUCCUUGCCUUUAAAUCCGCCACCGGCGAGGCGUAUUACUAUUUUCAUGGUGUAGUCAAAGAGAUCAAGAGAUGUCUGAAGACAGUAAUGCCGCACGAUGGUGACAGAAUGCAGCCCCUCAACAAGAGUCACUGUAAGCGCUGCAUUGUGCGUCCUCCACACUCUCUCAUAUGAGCACAGAUGGAGAGAGGACACGGAGACAUGUCCAGGUCGAGCUGCACGAGAAAUAAGAGGAAGAGGAAGAAAAAAAAGGAGGGAGACAAAUUAAAUAUCUUGUUAACUUCAUCAUGUGUGUUUAUUUACUAGAUAUUUAAUUUAAUUUAAUGCGGUUUCAGCUGUGUUGAUUCGGUCAGGUUGUGUGUCCAAACGCGUGACAAACGCGCUCAUCAGAUCAGAUAUAGAUCAGAAUAUAUCCAUAGAUCUAAAUGUAUGUGCUGACUCAGAUUAUUGGUUGUUGAUGAUUAUGUAUUGCACUGAUAUGUGUCUGAAACUGUGGAAACCUGCCUGUGAGGUAUCGGUGACGUAUGCCAAUAGGCCGCCGGUCUACCAAAAUACCUCUAGACCAGCUGCGCUCUGCCUGCGCUGAAAGCUGACCAGGUUUGAAGCGGCGAGCUUUCAGCGCACUUUACAUGCCACUGGCGAGCACGAAAAUGUCACUGUGCCCGAGGUUCACCACUUUGUGAACAACUGCGUGAGAAAAAUAGUUGAACAGUUUAAGAACAACGUUUCUCAAAGUACAAUUGCAAGGAAUUUAGGGAUUUCAACAUCUAUGGUCCCUAAUAUCAUCAAAAGGUUCAGAGAAUCUGGAGAAAUCUCUGCACGUAAGCGGCACGGCCGGAAACCAACAUUAAAUGCCUGUGACCUUCAAUCCCUCAGGUGGCACUGUAUCAAAAACCGACAUCAAUGUGUAAAUGAUUUCAACACAUGGGCUCAAGAACACUUCAGAAAACCACUGUCAGUAAAUACAGUUCGUCGCUACAUCUGCAAGUGCAAGUUAAAACUCUACUAUGCAAAGUGAAAGACAUUUAUCAACAACAUUCAGAAACGCUGCCGGCCUCUCUGGGCCCGAGCUCAUCUAAGAUGGACUGAUGCAAAGUGGAAAAGUGUUCUGUGAUCUGACGAGUCCACAUUUCAAAUUGUUUUUGGAAAUAGUGGACAUCGUGUCCUCUGGGCCAAAGAGAAAAAGAACCAUCCGGACUGUUAUGGACGCAAAGUUCAAAAGCAAGCAUCUGUGAUGGUAUGGGGGAGACUCUGGACUGUUGAACAACUGAAGCUGUACAUCAAGCAAGAAUGGGAAAGAAUUCCAUUUUCAAAGCUUCAACAAUUAGUCUCCUCAGUUCCCAAAUGUUUAUUGAGUGUUGUUAGAAGGAAAGGUAAUGUAGCACAGUGGUAAACACGCCCCUGUCCCAACUACUUUGACACGUGUUGCAGCCAUGAAAUUCUGAGUUAGUUAGUUAGUUGGUUAGUUAGUUAGUUAGUUUAUUAAGGAUCCCCAUUAGUCUACACCGUAGUGGAGACUAUUCUUCCUGGGGUCCAGGCAAAAUACAUUACAGUACAAACAUAAAAUGCCGUACAGCAUGAUCAUCAAUCCUAGAGUAAAAUAUACAAACGUAAAAAAACACAAUUUACAUUAAUAGUGGAAUAAUGGAAAAAACAAAUAAAACCAAAACACAGUCCAUCAGUCAAAAAUGUAAUCAAAUUUGAUAUCUUUUCUGAUUAUUGCUACCUUAAGUCUCUUUUUGAAAACAAAGUUAUUUCUCAUAAUAGUCAAGUGUGGUGGAACCAUAUUCCAAUAUGAUAUGGCUCUGUACAUUACCGUUUUCUUAAGUGCAUUGGUUCUGGGCUUAUGUAAAGCAAAGUUACUACUUAGUGCUUGCCUAGUAUGAUAUCCAUGUCUCUCACUUGCAGGUAUUAUUAUGAAAUCCAAGUAUAAAACCCCAACAACUGAUUUCAUGUCAAUCUGUUUGAGCCACUCGUCAGUAAGACAUGUCAGUGCAGUGCUCGUAGAGUAACCUUCUUUAUAUGCAUGCUGUUGAUCUGAGUUAAUAUUGUUUUCUGCAAGAUAUUGCUGGAUCUGCUUGAACAUAAUACCCUCAAGAGUCUUACUUAAAACAGGUAAAAUGCUUAUAGGUCUGCUGUUUUGACCUGUAAAUGACUCCCUACUGUUUUUUGGCAGAGGAGUAAUUUUUGCAAUUUCCCACAAGUCCGGAUAAGCACAUUCUUUAAAACAUAAAUAAAAAAAUAUGCCCUAUAGGCUUAGCAAUUGAUUAAGCUGAUAGCUUAAGUAGUCUUCCAUCAAGUUCGAUCGAGUUAAUCAUUAUUUGCAAAAAAAAAAAAAAAGUUUGAGUUUGAACAUUAAAUAUCUUGUCUUUGUAGUGUAUUCAAUUGAAUAUAGGUUGAAAAGUAUUUGCAAAUCAUUGUAUUCUGUUUUUUUAACGUUUAUCACAAUUUCCCAACUUCAUUGGAAUUAGGUUUUGUAUUUCAGCAUUCAAAAUCACAGGCAGAAAUGUGUUCAAUAAUCCCAGAGCAUUUGGCUCUUAUUGAAAUGGAUAGAUGUAGUGAAAAAUUAUUAAUUUGUGGCCAUUUCCAUUGGCUCUAUGCAGUUUUUGCACAUUUAAUUUGGCAUCUUGGCAUCAAAAUGUCUGCGAGAAAUGGUAAUGUCAGACUGUUUAUGUGAAUCGUGAGUAGAGACAAAGCCAUUGCAGCCAUUUAUUUAUAUUAUUAGUUUGUUUGACAAGGUUAAUUUUUCAACAGUUUGAGUUCAAAGGAGAGAUUUGAUUGAUAUCUGCAGGGAUUAAGGAGUCUUUUAAAGUCUGCUCAGUGAUCAAUGAUUGAUAGAUCUCUCCUCCACCCAGACAUCAACACAAAUCCCUCCCACACUUGUUUGGUUGAACACUCGGCCUGAUUCUCCAUCUUCAGUCAGACAGCAGAAAUAUAAGACAGCUGAAACCCGCGCAGGGGGAUUGAUCAAAUAUCUAUUAUGAUUUUGACCUUCUGUUAUCAUUAAAAAACAAGAUCAUCUAGACUGAACUGAUAACUGCUGCUCUCUGCUUGUUUUCUCCUCUUUGGUGCACCUCUUCAUCCUUCACAGCAGAGCGAGUAGGUUAUAUUGCAUUACCUUCAGGUGCUCAGAUUAAUACACACGUUUGCAAAAUGUAUUCAGUGGGUAAAGCUGCCAGAGAGAGUAGUUGGAGGAGUGUGUGUGUUUGUUAGUAAAGCAGAGGGACAGAGUGAGCGUGAGGGGAGGGUGGGGUUUAGGUAUCUUUAAAAGCAGGUGAAGUUUAGAUUGGUCUUGGUAGUAGCAGUACUAUGUGUAUUUUCAAAUAAAAAUUAUUUAUUUUCUUUUAUUGUAGAAUGAUUAUUUCACUAUUGUAGCUCAACAAACAUGUUUACUGAUGCUCCACAUAUUCUGUCUGUUGUUUGAAAAUCAAACAGAUCGUGUCGUUUUUCAAACAGGGUCCCAGGCAUUUCAAAUAAUGUCUUUAAAAGUAGUGUUCCCAGUACUGAGAUACUGUAAGCUGUGACAUCUUUGCUUGGGGCUACAAAAUCCUCAGAUUUUAAACUGGCCCACGCCUACACUUAAGUAUUGCUUCAUUUUGUAAACCGUAGGCUGUUUUGCUACUUUCUACUUCAUAUCAGAGCUGAUGUGGUAACAGUUUUUCGGUAUAGAUGAACAUACAAAGCACUUUGCAUUGUUGUGGUAAUAUUAUUAUUUUAUUUUUUUGGAUCAUGAAAUGCGCAAAGAAACACACCAAGUUCAGUUUUCUGAAGAUCAUGCUGCCCAUGUCAAAGCUCAUCAUAGAGUGAUGGGAGAAGCCAGAAGACCAGCAAAAAAAUGAGGCUCCAUCUUCUGCCAACUUUGUGUGUCAGAACCAAACUUAAGAUCAAUUUAGGAAACUGUUUUUGGAAUCAAAUCUGUCACUGACCAACAAAAGCUGCUGAAUUGAAGCUGAACAUAUCCACCCAUAUGGGUCAAAAACUGUCAGUAACACCUGAGAUAAUCAAUCUACUAUUUCUAAUCUGAUCCAGGUUUGUUGACAGAAAUGAAAGCGGUUCUGUGUCUGCUGAAUCUCAGUCUGUCAUCUGCAUGACGAUAAGAUGCACUCAAGAUUGUCUGUGAAUGACAGCGGCUGCUCUGCUGUCACUUUCUGUCUGUCAGUGUGGAUCCCUGCAGGCUGCACAGAGACUGGACAUCAAACACACUCGGCUCCUGACUGCUUUUAUUCGUUCAUCUUGAAUCCUGAUCAUUUCACAGGAACGUAAACAUGGCUGUCCUAAUGCUUAUCCUCCUCAUUAGCUCCUCAGUGUUUUUGCUUUUGUACUGUCACUUGUUGUGUUUGCUGUGUCAGCAAUGAUACUAGCUUAUGGUUGAUCUGAGCAACAGCAGCACCUCCAGAGUCAACUCAUUUACCCGGAGGUGGGUUUUAACAGGUUUGCUCAGGCUGUGUUUCCACGGUGACAUUGACAUUAUGGGCUCUAUUUUCGUGCUUCGCCGGUGACGUGGCGCGGUGUAAGUCAGGACCACCGCACCGACAAGGCGUUCCCAAGCACAAUUUGGUAUUUUGGUGAGCGGCGCAGCCCGGCAUAAGUAUCCCCCCUCCCUAACUCAGCUCCUCCCAGUGGCGUAAGUUGUAGCGAAGGAGGAGAGAGGGCGUGGAGUGGGCUUAACAUAGCAGGGACCUGUAUUGACCAAUAACAUAAGCUCCUCUCCUUGCCUUUAAAUCCGCCGCUGGCGAGGCAUAUUACUAUUUUCGUGAAGUAGUCAAAGAGAUCAAGAGAUGUCUGAGGACAGUAAUGCCACACGAUGGCAACAGAAGGCAGCACCUCAACAAGUGUCACUGUAAGUGCUGCAGAGAGCAUUCUGCACGCUCUCUCAUAUAAGCACAGACGGACUUAGUGUAAGUUUGGACCCACUAGUAAGACAAACACCCUUUCCACAAAUAAAGACGCUUACAUAAAGUUCAAACCUCACAUGACAAAGGUGGGUUGUGUGCAGAGAUCACAUCAUAAACUCCCAAAAUGGCAUUAAAAUCGGAACUAUCUGUGCGUAAUGACGCAUUGCGCUCCGUGGCCUGACUGUUUCUUUCAUUGGUAUUGGCAUAUAAAAUAAAUUUGGCCCACAAAACUGAAUAUUAUAAUAUCUGUAUGUAGGCUUAGCGUAAAUAACUCAUCUUAUCACUGAAACAAAUCAUCUGUUCAGCCGCCGCAGCAGCAGCUGCAGCAGGACGAGGAGAGGACACGGAGACGUGUCCAGGUCGAGCUGUGCGAGAAAUAAGAGGAAGAGGAAGAAAGAUAAGGAGGUAGACAAAUAACAUAUCUUGUUAACUUCAUCAUGUGUGUUUAUUUACUAGAUAUUUAAUUUAAUUUAAUUUGAUGCGGUUUCAGCUGUGUUGAUUCAGCCAGGUUGAGUGUCCAAACGCAUGCCAAACAGGCUUAUCAGCUCAGAUAUAGAUCAGAAUAUAUCUAUAUAGAUCUAAAUGUAUGUGCUGACUCAGAUUAUUAGUUGUUGAUGAUUAUUUAAUGCACUGAAAUGUACCUGACACUGUGGAAACCUGCCGGUGAGGCAUCAGUGAUGUAUGCCGAUACGCCGCCGGUCUACCAAAAUAUCUCUAGACUAGCUGUGCUCCGCCUGCGCUAAUAGCUGACCAGGUUUAAAUUGGCAAGCUUUCAGCGCACUUUACACGCCUGUGGCGAGCACGAAUGUCACUGCAGCCGCUGAUUCUGUCGACACCUCCCCCUGCCACGCCGCCACGCCCAGCUUGGAGGACCUCGGUGCGCCUCCACGAAAAUACCAAACUGGCUGUACACCAGGCUCCGCCAGACGAAAAUACCACCGCGUGGGGUCCGCCACAUCACCGGCGUACACGAAAAUUAAGGCUGCACGAUAUUGGAAAAAACUAACAUUGUGAUUUUUUUCAACCCUGCGAUGUACACUCGCCGGCCACUUUACUAGGUACACCAUGCUAGUAACGGGUUGGACCCCCUUUUGCCUUCAGAACUGCCUCAAUUCUUCGUGGCAUAGAUUCAACAAGGUGCUGGAAGCAUUCCUCAGAGAGCUUGGUCCAUAUUGACAUGAUGGCAUCACACAGUUGCCGCAGAUUUGUCGGCUGCACAUCCAUGAUGCGAAUCUCCCAUUCCACCACAUCCCAAAGAUGCUCUAUUGGAUUGAGAUCUGGUGACUGUGGAGGCCAUUUGAGUACAGUGAACUCAUUGUCAUGUUCAAGAAACCAGUCUGAGAUGAUUCCAGCUUUAUGACAUGGCGCAUUAUCCUGCUGAAAGUAGCCAUCAGAAGUUGGGUACAUUGUGGUCAUAAAGGGAUGGACAUGGUCAGCAACAAUACUCAGGUAGGCUGUGGCGUUGCAACGAUGCUCAAUUGGUACCAAGGGGCCCAAAGAGUGCCAAGAAAAUAUUCCCCACACCAUGACACCACCACCACCAGCCUGAACCGUUGAUACAAGGCAGGAUGGAUCCAUGCUUUCAUGUUGUUGACGCCAAAUUCUGACCCUACCAUCCGAAUGUCGCAUCAGAAAUCGAGACUAAUCAGACUAGGCAACGUUUUUCCAAUCUUCUAUUGUCCAAUUUCGAUGAGCUUGUGCAAAUUGUAGCCUCAGUUUCCUGUUCUUAGCUGAAAGGAGUGGCACCCGGCGUGGUCUUCUGCUGCUGUAGCCCAUCUGCCUCAAAGUUCGACGUACUGUGCGUUCAGAGAUGCUCUUCUGCCUACCUUGGUUGUAACGGGUGGUUAUUUGAGUCACUGUUGCCUUUCUAUCAGCUCGAACCAGUCUGGCCAUUCUCCUUUGACCUCUGGCAUCAACAAGCCAUUUCCGCCCACAGAACUGCCGCUUACUGGAUAUUUUUUAUUUUUCGGACCAUUCUCUGUAAACCCUAGAGAUGGUUGUACGUGAAAAUCCCAGUAGAUCAGCAGUUUCUGAAAUACUCCGACCAGCCCUUCUGGCACCAACAACCAUGCCACGUUCAAAGUCACUCAAAUCACCUUUCUUCCCCAUACUGAUGCUCGGUUUGAACUGCAGGAGAUUGUCUUGACCAUGUCUACAUGCCUAAAUGCACUAAGUUGCCAUGUGAUUGGCUGAUUAGAAAUUAAGUGUUAACGAGCAGUUGGACAGGUGUACCUAAUAAAGUGGCCGGUGAGUGUAUAUUGCGGUAUUAAAAAAUACAGGAAUUUUCACCAGAUGACCUGAAUAGCACUUUAUGUUAUGCUGCACUGCUGAAAUCUUGAGGACAGUUAACCUGCACUGAUCCUACCUCUUUUUGUGAGUGUUUGUAGUAUGGCUUCUGUCUGUCUCAGAGAUAUUUUUAGCUCCUAUUGUGCUGGGACGUUAUUGUGGAAAUAGAUGAACACAGAAGACGUGUUUUGGUCGACAUUAUCCAUCUUGUAACCAAAAUAAUUCCAGAUAACUGACUUUUCUUUUUGCCAACAAAUAUCAUUUUGGUUUUUUCUGUUUUUUCUCUGUUUUUUGCUCAGUUUGUGAUCAUUGUUGUUGUUGUUGUUAACGGGGUUGUGCUGAGAAACGCAUGUCCUCCGAGAAUUGCAUGCACCUCACAACACGCGCACUGCUUAUAGUAGAGUGGUCCACGGAAAUAUACAUUUUAAAACCCAUACAGUUCUUAUUUGUUGGGCUGAACAGUGCUGAAGAAUGUUCCGAAAGUAAUUCUUUGCGGACAAGCGUUUCUCGGCAUAACUCCGGUAGCACCAGCGACUCCCUCCAUGUGCAGGACAUGUGCAGGGGUGGGUUUCCUCCUCUCUGAUUUUGAUUGACAGCUGGCAGAGUAGUCUGAUUGGCAACUGAGAACAUAGUUUGAUUGGCAACUGAGUAAAGAAAGAAGGUGAUUGGUGGAUCGCUGCACAGCACAUGCAGUGUAUCUCAGUCAGCUACCCUUGAAAUUAACUGAGUUCAUUCACCUCCGACAUCGCAGGCUCUGCGAUGUGACUAUUGCACACACGUACAUCGCGAUGACGACGCUCAAACGAUAUAUCGUGCAGGCCUAACGGAAAUAGAGCCCUAUGUGGUUUAUUUAGGAAGAGUUGUGGUGGAGGUGUGAUGUGGUAACUAAAAUGGCUGAUUCAGAGCAUCAGGACAGAGUUUGAUCAGGAGAGAGGGGCAUGUACAGUAAUAGAAAAGUCUUCAAGGAGACAAAUUACAACUAUCAAAAGCACUAGUGCUGUUUGUUGUCUGAAAGAAGUUUGGAAAUUGGUCAGUAGUUUUAAUAUGCCAAUUAACAAAUGGAGAUAAGUAAAAAUGUAACUUUGAUGUUUCUUAGCAGUAUUUACCUUCUUACAGUGACUUACAAGAGUUAAAAGUAGACUGUCCUUUUUAUUUAGUAUGUUAUCAACAGGAAAAGGUCGCCUGUCCUCAGCAGGACACAUCCUGUCUGCACCUGAAGCUGAUAAUCAUCGGCGCUCUGAUGUUGUUUAUUUUUUCAUUUUCAGAGAAGAUUGGCAGCAGUAGCGUCCGUCUACGCGGUCACACAGUUAUCUAACAGCCAGUCGCUCUGACAUCUUUCAAAAACACCCAGCUCUCGUUCUAAAGGCACAAAAUGUCUGACUGUUCACUCUUCAUGUGGAUUUCUAAACAGGCAAAAACACCAUCGGGGAUGUGACUCAUGUCUGCUGAGACGUCAGCUUUGACAUGUGCAAAGACUCACAUUUACUGCUGUUUAACAAGCAGUUCACAUUGAUCUAAAGGGUCUGUGUCUGUCCCUCUGUGAAAAACAAUGACGAGUCUCAGCAUUCAGAGCAGACAGGUUUGAUUUGAGCUGAGUGGAGACAGACAGGCCUGUAUGAAAAAUAAAGCUCAUUACAAUCAGAUAGAUGCACCAUCACAGCAGGCGUGUCCUCCCAGAGGCUCAGAGAAAAACAAAACUACAGAUAUGCUGCUGUCAAAUGCCAAACUGCUCUUUUGUAUCACACAACAUCAGGGUGUCCCCUAAAUGUAAUUGGUCGUGGCGCACCACCAUCACAAAAUAAAAACCACCAAUUAGUUGGGUUUUUUUGCGUGGUGCCACCUUGGACACAGUAUGUGUCACUGCAGGUAUUAGCUAUUAGUUCGUACCCCCUAACCCUAACCUUGCCCCCACCCCACUCCCAUUCACGUUCCCCACACCACUAGGGCUGAACGAUUUAGGAAAAUAAUCUAAUUGCUAUUUUUUACCUCAAUAUUGCAAUUUAAUAUGAAAUUAUUUUUUUAAGGUCUGUUCUAAUGUAUUUUUUCAACAAACACAAACAAUAAAUAAAUAAAUCUGUAUUACAGUAUGCAAUAUCAGAUUAAUUAUACAAAAAUUGUUCUUUCUGGCAGGUAUCAGUUGUCACACAGACACACACACACACACACACACACACACACACACACACACACACACAGGCUCUCUCUGCUCACACACUAUCACGCACACACAUGCAUGCGCCAUCAUAUAUGUCAUGAUACUAAUCUUCAGUAUGUACCGAUGGGUAGAUGUAAUUUGUGCUCAAAACUCUGGAGUUGGAUCUAUUCAUUCCGCUGUGCUGCCAUCACCAUAUUGGAUGCGUUGUCCGUCUUUAUGCAGACAUGGUUUAAGGGUUUAAAGUUGACGGGCUGGUGCUUUAGCCAUUCAACUAUUGUACAUGGCUUUCUGGUGUUUUUUAAAGUGUUGAUAAAGGUUUAUAGUGUCACCUCCUAAUGUAGCUACGGUAGCACUGCAGGUUCUGUACACGUUGCGCAGCGGCAUCUUUUUUAGCUAAUAUAAAUCCACACAACUGCCGUCCUACCCCUCUUUGGUUGCUACUAAACUUUCUGCAGUGUCAGCUUCUGUCGAGCAUUAGCCCAAUAAGCCCGCAGUGUGACACAGUGCAGUGUUGACUUCUCUCUACCAGCCAUGUUUCGCUCUGCUCGCAAGUCACAUGACCAGAUCAUGUGACCAGUCGAAAUCGCAGCCUUUGCGGUUCGAAAAUUGCAUUUUAUCGCAUUUUUACCGUGAUGUAAUCGCAAAUGCAAUUUGUCAUUCAGCCCUACAUACCACAAAUAGAUUUACGUCCUGUAGGAAACACUGAACAUGACAUUUCUGAAGAUGAAGUCUGAAACUGCUACUAUCCAGGUUACAGACAGUGUUUAGAGGCAUCCCCAAUUUUUCUUAACUGGUUCUUGAAAUUGGAGUCUGAAUCACAAAAAGCUCAAUCUGACACCUGAGGGGUUUUUGGCUAGUGUUUGUAAAUGCCAAAGUAUCAGUUCAUGCCUGUGCUUGAUUUAGCAGGUUCAUCAGUUGUUUAUGAAGAUAGUCAAAUUGUUUUGGAUGCUCACCAAAAAGCAAACAGUUGACUCUUAACUCUUUACUUACCCACCCAUCCUAUAAAUAACAGCUAUAAACUAAAAGACAGUGACAAGGGACACAUGUAAACAAUUUAAAGAAGGCCUUGACAAUAAUGAUUAACAAACCAAGAUUACAUCUGGCAAUGGUAGACAGAACAAAGGAGAAAAGACAGCAGGAUUUCCAGCAGGUGGAUUAGCUCAGUGAAGGUCGAGUGGAACUUUUUGAGAGUCCUGAGUUUGGACAUGUCAGUCUAGUCAUUCAGAGUAGUAUCAGUGACCUGGUCCAAUCAAUGUGAGUACUCUGCUUUUACAUCUACUCGACUCUAAAUUGGACCAUAAGGGCUGUUUGGUUAUGGUAAAUAUCAUAAUCACAAUUAUCAGGAGUUUUUCCAUGAUUUGACAUCUGCACCACAUGCAUGUAUAUAACUUAAAACCUGCUAAUCCUUUAAAAGGGUUGAUAAGUGGAAAAAACGGUGUAGCUUACCUCUUGUGUUUGUAAAUCUUUGUUUGUCCAUCUAAUUGGAUGAUAUGAAUCUUUAAAAGACACACUUACUGCUGCUGACAGGGACCAUGCAUCAAUUCUCUACUUCAAAUUAAGAGCAGCUCUGUCAGAGGAUUUGAAGACUGCUUUGAGCUCUUUUACUGCUCACAUUUUAUCACAGGCUGCAGAUCAGACUCAGAAUCAUUCAGUCUUUUCAAGCUUUUAGAAACUGUCCUUUGUCAUGUCCAGAUGUGGGCUUGUGUAAUAUUAUGACUGACAACGAUGUCUCUCACUUUUUAGCCUGCUUCUUGGCUCUUAAGUGCUGGUGAAGCUACUGCCUCAUUCUGUCCCUCUGCUUUGUAGACACCCACCUGCCUCCGCCUGCUCCUCUCCCUGCUGUCCUCUCUCCUCCUCUGCUCCUGCUCCUCCUCCUUCUCUCCUCCUUCUACUCCUCUCCCUGCUCUCCUCACUCCUCUUCCUGCUCAUCUCCUCAGUCUCUUCUCUUUUAUGAGGUUUAUGAUGUUUAUGAUAAUUGAUUUCCAGGUCAAAUAACAGCAUGUGAUCUGUGGAGCAUAUUUGGGGUCCAGUUCAGUGUGCAAAAGACAGUCAAACCCCUGCUCAGUGUGAAUUCUGUCAUCCUAAAACACGUUUGCAUUUGUUUUAAAGGUCCAGUUGAAGUCAGGCGAAUGGAAUAAAUUGAUGUUGUGAAUAUUGUGGAAACUUGUGGCUGAUGGGUUUAAACUGGAGGUCUGCCAGUUGGUGGACCAUACUCCAGUGUGUUUUUCUAUCAUGAUAUUCAUUUUUUUGUCUGGUCCAGAGUGCAGACCGCCACCCUGCCAAAGACCUAAUAGAUGUGACUGACACUUUAUGUUUGUCUUUUUACAUGAAUAUUAAGUGUCUCCGUUGGAAUUUGGGAAAAGCUUUUAAAUUCAGCACCUGAAUCAACGCAGCUUCAUCGUUUUGUCUGGCCAUCCAGUGGUUUAUGAUGGGGGUUUGUUCAGAUCUAUAUGUGAGAUUUCUUGCUCCACUAAAAUUCAACAACAAAUAAGAAGUGUUCAGGCUCAGUCAUUAUUUAUCAUUUACAACCCCUAGAGACUGGGACAUAUUUGUGAGGAGUAAAUUCAGCUUUAGCUUCCAUGACACGCAGCACACCUGAACUGCAGAAGGGGGUUCAGCUUUAGGCAGCUCCAUGGCUCUGAGGCUGAGGGGAGGUUAGUGAAUGAAAAUAUAGAAACCACAAAGUCAGGAAGCAGGAGCAGACCCCCCUGCUGAGUUUGAGAGAAAUCAGAAGUUUUUUUCAGUAAAAGCAAGUAACCUUGAAAGUGUUGUUUUCUUUAAAUGUCUGACUCCAUCAGCGUGCCUCUGUGACUCCUACCAACCUGAAAAACAAAAAACAAAAACAUCAGUAUGGGGAUCUGCAAAGUAUUACUGCCAAAAAAACUGAAACUCCUGUUUCAAAAUGUAUUAAAUUUUUAAACAGCAAGUAUUUCUAAACCAGGGGAAAUGUUUGCCAUCCAGCUCUGUCUAAAUCAGAUAAGGAUGCUUCAAGUGGGAUGCAUUGCCACCUCUUGUAAAUUCAAUCUCUUGGUAUACCCACACUUUUUUGUGUACUGGGACUUACCGAAUGCCUUUACCUUUCCCUUUCUUCUCCAUAUUACAGUUUUUUUGGUGAACAUUACCCAUGGUGCACUUUGUGACCAUUGCAUAUUUUUACAGGUGUUGCAUGAUGUUCACUAGUCUGUUUUUACACUACAGGCCAAAGGUUUGGAAGCAAGGACAUUACAGGCCAAACAGUUGGGAGUAACUUCAAGUUUUUGUUCACAAUGCUUUUUCUUAAAAUCCAGCAUGAGUUUGAUGUAUUUUGGGAUGUAUUUACUCCAUGAUCAGAUGUUGCUUUCAUGGAAAUGCACCAUUUUACUCCAUUUACCUUUAGAUAUACAUUGAUGUUAACAGACCAUUGCUAAAUAUAUGUCAGCAAAAGAUAAUAAGGGCUUAGUUUUAGGGUUGAAAACAUUUGCAAAAGUCACAACUUCAGUGCAAAAGCAAAAAAAAAACAUCUCAGUUGGAUUAUUCACUUCAACUUUUUUGCUUUGAGAGUCUGCAUACAAAAAUCCUAAUAAAUCUAACUGCGUUCAAACUACCACAAAAAUGGCUAGAGCAACUGAGUAAAGAAACAAAAGUACAGAUUUGUACACUGAGGAAAGAAGGAUACACAGAAAGAGAAAUUGCAAAACGCCUAAAGGUGUUUAACAAAGGAGUCCACUACACUCUGAAGAGACUAGAAGAACCUGGAAGUUAUGAUGAUAGAAAAAGACCUGGACGAAAGAGAGUUACAGCAAAAGCAGAGGAUAAACACAGCAUUGGCACUAGUAGGAGAGAUUGGCGAAAGACAGCACCGUGAAUAAUGUAGGAAAUCAACAUGACAAGGUCGAAAUCCAUAUCUCUGACAACCAUGAAAUGACGUUUGAGAAAGGCUGGUCUGAAGGGUUGUGUAUCUGCAAAAAAACACAGAACAAGAAAAAGAGAUAUGAGUGGGCAAAAGCUCACAAAAAUUGGACUUAAACAAGUUUGCACUGUUUGGUUCAAAACGCAGAGUCUUUGUCUGCAGACAAACUGGUGAACGUCUGAAAGCACCAUGUGUUGCACCCACAAUUCAGCAUGGAGGUGGUAGUUCCAUGGUAUGGGGAUGUUUUGCAGGUGAUGGAGUAGGAGAUUUGUUUGAAGGGUAUCAUGAAGAAGGAACAGUACCACUCCAUCCUCCAGCACCAUGCUGUUCCAUCUGGACUCAGACUUGUGGCUCAUAAGUUUGUUUUGCAGCAAGACAAUGACCCUAAGCACUCUGCCAAGCUCUGUCAGGGUUACCUAGACAAAAAAGAAGAGGAAGGUGUUCUUCAAAAGAUGGGUUGGCCCCCUCAGUCUUCAGACCUUUCUCCAAUUGAGCUUGUGUGGGAUGAAUUGGAUCGAUCGGUCAGAAAACCGCGUCCCACGAAUCAGCAGUCUCUUAUUGAUGAACUUAAGAAAGCUUGGAAUGCAAUCCCUGGAACAUAUCUUAAAAAACUUGUGGGAUGAAUGCCUGGUAUAUGCCAGGCUGUUGUUAAAGCCAGAGGAGGUUACUUUAAAGAAAGCAAAGUCUAAGCAACAACAACUCAAAUACCUAAUAAUUAUAGUCAAAAUGUCUUCUGAUAAGUUACUCUUUACACAAUAGUCAUGUUUAUUGUGUUGCAAAUCAUAUAUAUGAAACUAUGAUCUUUUUUUGAACAAAUCUGAUCUUGCUUCAAAACUUUUGGCCUGUAGUGUACCUGUGUUAUGAACAGUGAUAUAUGAGGGCAGAGGUUCUGCAUUGACCCAAAUGAUCUUUAUUAUGAGAAAUGUGCCACAAAUGGUUGAACAUUGCAGCCUUAUAGUAACAUAUACAAAAAUAAUAAUACACAAACAUGACAGUGAGCGACGGGCAAAGGAACAGGAGCAGGAGAGCAGCGAAAGAGCAGCAGCAGGAGGAGAGAGGGGAGCAGGAGGAGGAGUAGGAGAGCAGGAGAGAUGAGAGGACCAGGAGGAGGAGAGCAGGGAAAGGAGCAGGAGGAGGAAGAGGAGAGAGAAGAGCAGGGAAAGGAGCAGGAGGAGGAGCAGGAGCAGGAGAGUGGAGAGAAAAGAGCAGGGGGAGGAGCAGAAGGAGGAGGAAAGAGGGGAGCAGGAGAAGCGUAGGAGAGCAGGAGAGAUGAGAGGAGCAGGAGAAGGAGAGCAGGGUAAGGAGCAGCAGGAGGAGGGGAGCAGGGAAAGGAGCAGGAGGAGGAGAAGGAGAGAGGAGAGGAGCAGGGGGAGAAGAGUGGAGAGAGGAGGGCAGGGAGAGGAGCAGGAGGAAGAAAUUGGGUGUAUCUGGGUUUCCCAAAAGCAGAGGGACAGAAUGAGAGCCUGUAGGGAUCAUGACUAGAACAAUUGCUCACCAUGAGGUGCUAACAUCUGCUGCAUUCAAAGGUGAAAGACCUUAUUCAGAAUUAUAAAGAAUUACAAGCUAAAGUCUGGGAGUUAAAAAUUAGGUUGUAUUAUAGCUUGAAUAGACUAGAGGACAUGUAGCAGCCAUCAUGUGGUUAUAUAUAUGUAUUUAACUUCCUGUGUAUCUCUAACCUCAGACUCUGGAGGGAUCCUGUUGGUAAUGUUUUCAACCUGAGACUGUUUGGGCAACACAAAUGGACCUUAAGGGUGUUACAUUGACAGCCUGUCCAGCCAAAGUAAAAUCUAAGUGAGCAUAUUUUCAAUUUCGUGUAUAACUAUUCAUCCAGGCCACUAAAUUUGUCCAUACAGUUAUCUGGUCAAUAUCAGAUUAAUGAUCUGUGUCAUCAGAGUGAGGAGAUAGAGACCAGACUGUCAGCGAUUUAUUAGUGUAUUUGUAUUUUGAUUAAUUGGUGUAAUUGUGAACAUAAUCCAUUUGAUUCAAUAAAUAAACAAAAGAUCAAAGAGAUGGAGGAAGAACAAGUGCAGGCGGAGUAAAUGUGUGUUGUUUGCCUCUCGAGGCUGUAAAGUGUGUUUUCAGAGCAGCUCAUGUGGAGGCUGAGCUGAGGGUCCAUUAGGUAUCAGAGUAACAGUGCCAACUGGAGUGAAAGGGCUUCAUGGUACGAGGGUACGCCCACGCGCUCUGCACACUGCCUCUGCAUUCAUUCAGCUUAGACUCUGCUGCUGAUAGAAACACAGAAAUAACAUCCUGAAACCUGCGCUCAGAGUCUGUUAUUACCUCCGAACAAUCACCUCAUAUCCUCUUUUCCUGCUGUGACUGUCAGAUUUUAUUCAGCUGCAGCUUCUCUGACCUUUAGUCUGUAUUUACUGAGCGAUGCUUUAGAUCUUCUGCUCAAACAAAGCCCAGUUUUAUCAGAAUCAACUGAUACUGUAAAAACAAAGGGGCAAGAUACAAAUAGGGAAAUCUGAUCGAAGUCCAGAACCUAAGGUUGGGUUCAUAGCGACUGGUCUAAGGUAUGUUUAGUUUGUUACCAGGUGUGUCUGUGUCUCAAAAGGGUGUGGUCAAAAGUGAAACAGAAAAACAUUGUUUCAGAUUGUAGAUAUUAUGAACUUUUACCAUCAAACCUGAGAAGAAGAAGAGGAAGAAGUAGAAGAAGAAAAAGAAGAAGUUUAUUAAUCCCCGAAGGGAAAUUCAUUACAGUCCCAAUUUUUACAAGGUCAGACUGAAGUUCUCUUCUUUAAAGCUGUAUCUGAAGCUGGAUCCUGGAUUAAGGACUCUGAAUGGUAUUCAGAGUCUGGUAUUUGAAAUGUUGUUCAGAUGUGUUUUUUUUUUUUUAAAUCUCAUUGUAUAUGUUGUAAAUGAAGCUGCUGUGACGUAAGUUAAAUUUUAGACUAAUAAAUUCAUGUCUAAGACUGUGAUUUGACUGAAGCUGUUUGUUGCCAUUUUUUUAGGUGAAUGUAGGUCCAAUGUUGAUGGGGAAUGUCACAACUGUCUUGGGCUGGGUACCAAACUUGGGUUCUCUUGUGGUACCGAUUGAAAUGCUUUGGUGGUACCGAGUAUUGAAACGAGCUCCGUCUUUCAGUGCCAAGUUUUGGUACCCUGAGAUUAAUCACGUGAUGAAGACCUGAUACUGCUGCCGGUGAUUGGCUUUAACGUGAUUGCAGCAUGCAAGAAAAAUAGUGGUGGAUACAUCUUGUGGUUCCACCCACAGACGGGGUUCACGUGUCUGUGUUGUGACUGAAAGCUGUAGUUGUGUGCGUCUUGAACCCGGUAAAAAAAAUGUCUCCAACUCCGAGGUCAAAAUUGUGGCUCCAUUUUACCAAGAUUGAUGCCAGUAGUGCGCGAUGCAAUUUAUGCAAAAAAGUGCAAAUGACUAAGAAUGCCAAUACAACUAAUUUGAUGAAACACCUGACCGUGCACGGCAUCAAGUUAAGAGCAGAACGUUGCUCUGUUUUUGACUGCAAGAAGAGCGGACUGCAGCCAUCCUCCUCUCAGCAUUCAAGUCCACCUGUGGACGUUACAGAGCCGUAGCGGCUUGGUUCCAAAUGCCCACCACCACCGGACUUUGCUUCAUCUGAGAGUACCAACGAGGGCACAGGUAAAUUUACUUUAUGUCACUACAAUUUAAUAUGUGCAUCGCGAAGCGAGUUAAACUGUGGCGAUGCUAACUUACGUUAUAAACGUUAGCAUUGUGGCUAAAUCAAAAUCUAACUAGAAAUUGACAGUAACAGAUUAAGCUUAGCUUAUCGAUUUAUCAAGUGGAUCUUCUCACAGUAGCCUCUUGACUGUGGUGUGAGGGGGACAAGGCCAACUGUGAAUCCAUUCACCCUGGCAGAAGAAAGAAAGAUGACUAAAAAAAAAACAAGAUGAGUGCCACAGGGCAGUCACAAACUUUGUUGUUAAAGGUUUGCUGCCUUUUUUAACAGUGGAGACUCCAUGGUGGAGGUAAGUAAAGGAAAUUGUUGAUCAGUUAAGAUUUUAUCUCUCAGUGUAGAUAAUGUUUUGUUGAUUUUUUGUGUUAUAAUCUCAAUUAGGGAGAUGAUAAAAGCCCUAAACCCCAGAUAUCACCCCCCCAGCAGAGACACGCUGUCAAUACUCUCAUACCUGCAUGGUAUGCAGUAGAGAAUGGAAAUGUCAAAGGAGAAUUGCAAGACGUCAGAGAUGUGGCUGUCACAGCGGAUAGGUGAACCAGUGUGGCACAAGACCACUACUUGACUGUUUCAGUCCACUUUGUGAGAGAGGGUACCAUGAAGGAGAAAAUCCUCCAUACCAGGGCAGUCUACACAUCACAGACAGGGAAUGUAAUAGCUGAGGAGAUAGGGGAUAUUCUUGAUGAAUUCAACAUAAAAGAAAAAGUUGUUGCAAUCACUGUCGACAAUGCAGCUAAUAUGGAUGCAGCAGUAAAAAAAGAUGAGCAUUAGAAAAAUUAGCUGCUUUGCUCAUACACUAAACAUUGCUGCUCAAAAGCUGUACACCAUACCUGUCAUCUCAAAGUGGGCAGGAAGAAUCAGAGCUAUGGUGGUGUGGUUAAAGAGAUGCAGCUUGGCUAAACCUGUCCUUAAAGAGAAGCAGCAUCUUCUCUGUAAGUGUAAAUCAAACUUAGUGCAACGUUCCUGGGCUGGCUGAAUCAACUUUUGAACUAUUACUAUAGAUAACCACUUUGACAACCACAUGAUGCACACUGUCUCUCUCAAGGUCUUCCUGUAGAUUCUGUCAUUUUGGAUGUGAGGAACAGGUGGAACAGCCUGUUCCUGAUGGUGGAGCGAUUUCUGGAGCAGUUUCCUGCCAUCCAGGCAGCCUACAUGGACCCUCGGCUAAAAAAAUCAAUGGAGAAGGACAGGUAUAGAUAAGGAUGGGCAUUGUUAUUCUUAACUAAUUCUUUCAUUAAUGUGAACUAAUGUGUUGGCCUGUGGUCUAGCUAAUAAAAAAAUGUAUUUUUUUCAGACUGGAGAGACUUUCUGAUGAUGAUUACAGAAAGGCAGAAGAGUUCAUCAGAGUAAUGAAGAUACUCUAUACUUCAACCAUCUUCAUCUCUGCUGAAAGGAGUCCAACUUUGGGCCAAAUUCUGCCCAUCUUGGGGAAACUCCAGAAUCACUUCACAAUCACCGAUGAGGACUCCUUCUUUACACGGACCAUCAAGGAAAAGAUCUGUAUGUAAAGUAUGUACAGUAGCAUGUAGAUUUUUAAGUUGUUUUUAUUAGGUAUACUCAGAGAUUUGACUACUAUGCUAUUUUUUGUCUUGCAGGAUGAGAGCAUCAGGCAGUUCUUGGAGGAGGGCGUGGCCUUAGACCCAAGAUUCAAAACGAAAGUGGGCAAUGAAGUGUGGACAAGACUGCAAGAGGAGCUGGUUACUAGUAUGUCACAACAGGUGUUUUUGUUAUUGAUAAUAUCGUAUUUCUCUUCCAUUGUAGAUCAGUUUUUAUGACUCCUAUAAUCUAUUGAAUACAGAAUAAAGGUGUGACCCAGGCCCAGCAGAUGGAGCAGGAGCUUGAAGAAGCAGCUGGUGACCAUGACAACUCUUCUGAUGAAGACUGUUCAGCUGCAGUAACAACACUGGUAAAAUAAAAUUCUUCAUACAAAGACCCCCCCCCCCCCCCAUUUUGUUUUCCGAACAAAAUUAACUUGUUGUUGGCAUCUAUUCUUCUUAUUCUUAUUUUUCUUGUUUCCAGAAGAAGCCAAAGCUUUCUGCCCUUUAGGAGCUAUUUGCCGAUGAGAACAUGGCAGCUGAAAUACAACAAGAGGAGACUUUGAGCACCACAGAGAAGAUUGAGGAAGAUAUACAACGGUACAGAGGUCUGCCAUCUACCUUAACCUCAGUGAAUCCAGUAACCUGGUGGUGGAAUGCAAGGGACAGUAUACCAAUGCUAUCAGACUUGGCAACCAGGUAUCUCUGUGUCCAAGCGUCAUCCACACCCUCAGAGCGCACUUUUUCUUCUGCUGGGGGCACCAUCAGCCAGGAGCGGGCCUGUCUGUGUCAUGAAAAAGCAGACAUGUUGAUUUUUCUGAAAACUGUUCAGUGAAAAAUAUGUAGCUGUGAAUAUCAUAUUGAUUUGUCACUUGUUUGCAAGUGUUCUUUUGCACUGGAAAUUGUUCGUUUGUAUUUUUCUUAAACUGCCAAAGCUGAAAAAUAUAAUUCAAGAUUUGUGCAAUAUGUAAUGUAAUUUUCUUUUUGUUAGAAUGGAUCAUAAAAAAUUGGUAUUGAAAAAAGUCUUGAACAGGAACCGGUAUUGAAGUGGAGGCAUUGGUAUCGGUACCGGUAUUGAAAAUUUUCUAACAAUACCCAGCCCUACAACUGUCUCUGUAAAUUUCUUAGUGAGAGCUUUCCUAUCAUAGACAAGGCUGUUUCUUAUAAUUGUGAACAAGCGUUGCCUCUUCUUGUUUGUCUACAUGCUUUUUGCUGUACUCUGUAGCAGGAAGAAAUACUGUUGAAUAUGUUUCCUUGUCCCUAACAUCCCCUGCAUGCUGACUUUAGGAGGUGAAAUCAAUGUUAGUAAUCAAGAUUUAAAGGUGGGCUAGUUUGAUGUAAAACUGAAGGUUGUUCGUAAAAAUUACAGGCAAAAUAUUUGUUUUUGUUCCAUGAUAUCAAUCAAUCAAUAAUUUGUAGUACUUUCUGAACAAUGAGAUAAAGCACAAAGUGUUUUACAAUGUUUUUGAUUAAUAUGGUGAAGUAGGAAAGAACCGGUUUUGUUGGCUUGGGUAAAGUUCACCAAAACAGGAACAUGAUGAUGUUCAGACAGGAUUAGUGUUGGUUUUGUGUAUUUUCUAAUAUGGUACAGUGUAGAUUUGUGUGCAGUUUUGGAAUAUGUAUUAUGCCUUUAUAUUUGAGCAAAUUGACGAUAUUUAGCAUGUAACAUUCACAUGUUAUAUGUAACAUUUCAUCCAUUCAUGUGGAUGAAAUGCUAAUGCGACAAAACCUUUUCGGUUUACUCCUGAAUUCAUUUCAAGACGGGAAUAUGUGGAUGGGUUGAUACUGCCUUCAGACGUACUUUGUAGCGGGGAGUGGUUUGCUCUUCAUCUGAAACUGCAAAGUCGUGCUAAUUCCACAUGACUGACUUGCUCCUACCCUAUUUAGCCACGAAAUUAUCACCUUCUUUUGCAGACACCAUGUUUGUUUACACUGGUGUGUGUGGGAACUGGGAAGCCUACCAGGAAGGGGAAGCCUACGGUGGCCUGGAAGGGCAAGAUAUAAUAGAGAGGAAAAUCGAUUUGAUAAUUUCAAUUUUUUAACAUUGUCAUGAUGAAAUCAUCUGAUUAUGAUUUAAAAUCGAUUUUUGGUGCAGCCCUAGUCCACAGUUAUAUAUUGCAAUGUAUGCUGGUGAUACAGUAAUCUACACUCAUGGCAAAACUGCAAAAGACAUUAGCUUCAACUCACUAUAAAAGUUUCAUAAACAGUUUGCAUUUAUUCCACAAUGAGGAUGUUGACCAAAAUAUUCUUAUCUCAAGGCGAAGAUUGCAAGCUGUGCAACAAUUUAAAUUCCCAGGUGUUGCAUUGACUCAAACCCCAGCUUCAAGAACAACAUCUGAAAGGUCUGUAAGAAAGUCCAGUUCAGUUUGACAAAUCAUAGAUUAUCAACAACUUUCAACUUUUUUUUUUUUUAAAUAACCAAAGUGAAUGUAAAUGUUGGAUGUUUUACUACCCUUUCCUAAUCCACAAGACCAUCAGAAGUCUGUGAGGUGUGAAAUCAGUGGUCCACUCAUAUCUGGUGCGUCACUAUUAUGCUCAAGUCCCCUUGCACAGGUUCAAUAGGCACUAAAUACCAGAUCAACUACUGCAUGUACACACUGCACACACAUCACUGAAGUUGUUGUUACCACUUUGGCCACUCACACUGACUCUCCAGCUUAGAAAUAAAUGCUCUGCAGCAGCACGGAUUUUCCCAAUACCCCUGUUCUUGGCACACUCACAUUGACACACUGUAAGCAUGUUCUUCUGUUGCUGUUCCAAAUUUUCACCUCAGGCUCAGACGGUGUACCACAGUUCAGGCAACACAAGCUUGAGAUUAAAACAUUUUCUCUGACCUUAAACAGAAAACUGAUCUCAAAGCUUGGUUUCAUUUUGGGCGCCGUCUUUUCCCAGAAGAGCAGAGACCAUGUUCUGCUAUAGUCCAGGGUCUAAGGAAAGGAACUGGAUCAAAUGCGUUCACUUGGGGUCUGUUUGGCUUAAUGAACAGAAGUAAGGAUGGACUCACUUUGUGAAGACUGUUGCUAGGCUUGACCCCCUGAGCCUCCUUGAAUUAGGAACAGACACUUUGCCUUAUUUUGUUUCAUGAGAUAUAAACAUAAUUUUAGCAGUUGAACAUCAUAGGAAACCUAACUGUCAUGAUCAUGCUUUGUUGUCCAAUCUCUGUCCUGGGUCUCCAAAACUUAAAAUCUAACUUGAUGGCUUUUCUAAUUCAUGCCCACAUUACAAAUCAUUUUAAAAAAACUUAACUCUGAUAAUCAAUGAUUGACAGAUCAACUGAUGCUUGCGUAACUCUGCUGUGAUGUUUUGCUGUGCUGUUAAAAGGUUUUGGCCGUCUUUAAGGUCUCAGAUUUCCCUGAAGAAACUAGAUUGAUUCUCUCGUCUAUUAAGAGCGUCUCUGGUGUUACAUCUGCCUCACUUCUGAUGCUUUUUAAUAACAUCAUUAUGAAAACACUGCUUGCAAACAGUGCAGCUCUGGGAGAUUAAUUUAUGCAGAAUUGGGCUAACAUAAUUAUUGUUAAUGCCUGAUUGUGCAGCAGCGCUGAUGUGGAAGGAAGAGAGCGUUUGUUAGUUUUCAAACGUUUCUCAGCAGCAGGAGUUAUUACAGCAGCCAUUAGAGCCUGUCUGUCAAUGUGAAGGUAAGUGGUGUGUGUGUGUGUGUGUGUGUGUGUGUGUGUGUGUGUGUGUGUGUGUGUGUGUGUGUGUGUGUGUGUGUGUGUGUGUGUGUGAGAUAGAUGGUGAUACUGUAGGGAGAGAAGAAGACAGAGCGGAGAGAUGAGAGGCUGGAGAGAGAAAACAGGAAAAAUGGCUACCACUUGCGAAAACACACACAUGCUGCACAUACACAAACAAAAACACACACUAUAUAUCACAGCUUGUCCACAACCCCCCCUUCCUGCACACACACACACACACACACACGCACGCACAGAAAGGCUCCUCUUUCAGCAUCCUGACAAUAAAUGAUUUCUGUCUGAGGAAAAAACAGAGUGUGUCGGCUCAGCGGGGGAUUUAAUAGAGAAGGAGGGGGAGGGGGAGAAGGGGAGGACAUGAGGACAAGGAGAGAGAAAAGAGAAGGAGGGGAGGGUAUGAGGACAAAGAGAGAGAAAAGAGAAGGCUCGGAGGACAUGAGGACAAGGAGAGAGAAAAGAGAAGGAGAGGAGGGCAUGAGGACAAAGAGAGAGAAAAAAGAAGGAGGGGAGGACAUGAGGACAAGGAGUUAGAAAAAAGAAGAUGGGGAGGACAUGAGGACAAGAAGAGAGAAAUGAGAAGGAGGGGAGAAAAAGAAGAAUGAGGCAGAGGAAAAGUAAGCAAGGAAGAACAAAGAAUAAAGAAGAGAAAAAGGAUGAGAAAAUAUGAGAAAGGGAAGAUACAGGGUGGCAGAAAAAAGGAUAAUCAGGGCAGAGAGGAAAGAAGAGAAGAGGAUGAAGCAGGAAGGAAGAAGGGAUCGGUAAAGAGGCAAAUAAGAAAGAGAAGGAUAGAAUAAAAUGGAAAACUGAGUCAGGAAUUUAAGGUUGAGGGGAGGACAAGAGGAAGGGAAAGGGGGGAUAAAGAGAGGGGUUAAGAAUGGAGGAGACAAGGAAGAGAUGAGUAAAAAAAAGGCUAUAGGGCAAAGGAGAAAGACCAUCAAAAGAGGAGAAAAUUUAACCAAAAGAUGAGAAAGAAAAAGGAAAAGUGGUGGGAUAAAAAAUGGAAAGCGGUGUAGGAGUAAGAAAGGAUCCAACAAGAGAGGAAAAAAAGGGAGGAAGAAAAUGAAAUACAAACCCGAUAUGACUCUUCAGUGGGAAUCAUAGCAUUAGCUCAAAAUCACUCCUAAAAACGUUCAAAAGGUCUUCAUUUUAUUCAGUCAACAUAGUAUCUUAGUCCAAGAGAAGUGGACUUUUGAAAUACAUGUAGAGACGUCAGUCUGACAAAAAACACCACAUUCAAUCAGAAGUGUCACCAGGAAGUCAAUAAGAACACAGUAUAAACAUGAUACAACAGCUUUGUCUUUCUUUACUGCCCAGGUUUUGGUUACUACACCCAGUAGACUCUUGUUAAUGUGUUUGUCGAUUGUUUUGGCGUCUUAUGUAGUAAUAAGCCAAUGGGAGAUGGCCAAUAAGUAACAAAUUAAAAAAAAGACUUCAAAAACACAAAAAAACCCAGCAAAAACACCUCAGAAGAGAGGAAUAAGGAAAAGACGUGGCAGAAACAUUAAGAAAAUGAGAGAAUGAGCUGAAAGAAGAAGACAUAGAUGCCAUGCAGCUUUGUCUCAUCAAGUGACUCGACUUAAUUCAUCUUAACAGCCUUUAUAAACACUCUUCUAUUCACUAACAGAGCUGGAGAGGGAGGCGGAUAGAUGAAUGAAUGGAUAGAUACAAAGAUGGAUUGAUAAAUUAGAUUACUGAAUUGAUUAAAUCUCUGUUCUGAUCACUUUGCAUCAGCAUCAGAAGUCAGCAUUCCCCUGCAGCCUGGCUCUCUUCAAAAUGGGAUUGUAGCUGAAAAAAGAGCAUCAAGGAUGAAAAAACAUCUUUGUUUAAUUAUAGAUUUUAGAAACAGAAUUAAUGAAAAACCCAGAUGCUCCCCUGGUACCCCCCAAACCAUCCUCUCUCUCUCUCUCUCUCAUGUUAAAUCAGGCUCAGUUUGUGAGUCAGUGCAGCUGUUUGAGAUUCAAGUUUGACACAAAAACCUGCAGUGUGUGUUGGGAUGAGUCUGUUUUAGGUUGGACUGCUGAUUAUUUUGUGAUCUGGUUUCUUUUCCUUCCUGCAUCCUCAAUAUUUUACAAUGAAACAGACAUAAAUGAAAAAGCAGCUUUUCUCUGUUUCAUCCGUUUUUAUGUCUACAUUUUCUUGGAGAGUUUAGAUUGAGGGCUGAGUCAUUCAAAAGUAAUCCUGAGAGCAGGUUGUUCAAAAGUAGAAAGGAAAUCAGCUGAGAUCAAUUGACUCAACCUGUUCUUUAUUUAAAGUAAAAGCCAACCUACACCUGACUUUGUAGACCAGUUUAGCUGGGUGAGCGAGUCUUGAUUCAUCCCUUUCCUUCUUCCAGUUAGCGUUAGCAAUAGCUACAUGUGGAAUAAGAUAAGAACUUUAUUGAUUACUAAAGGGGAAUUCAAUGUGGUAUAUAAUCCCCAAUGCAGUGAGCGAUAAAGGAAAUGUAAACAGGCAGAGGCAUGCAGAGUAAAGAUUUCCACCAAUGAGUGUUCCAAGUGCUGUUUGUUCUUAUUUCAAUGGAAAAAUAUCUCCCGGUUGAUUCAAAACAGCUGCAACAGCAGAUUCAACAGAGUCAAUCGUGCUAUCAUGAGAUCCAUUCGAGCUACUGCUAUCACGUUAGCUUAGCAAGAGUAUUUGAGAUCCAGACAUCAUACAACAUGGAGAUUACACUAUGAGUACUGUCAACUCUUCAACUGUCGUCUAUUGAAAAUUUAUUUUGCUGUGAAACCCCAUAUAAUUUAAUCUUUAUAUGGGACACUCUAGUGGUUGUUUCUGUUAUGACAGGAGCAAAGAAGAAAGCUGCUUUAAGGAACAUGACUUUCAUUACAGAAGGUCAGAUUUUUCCUUGGGCAGCAGAUCUGAAUUUCCUGAUAUCAGCUUCUUAGUUGCCUGAAGAAAAACAGAAUCAAAAGGUUUGAGCUGGUUUGCUCAUGUCCUCAGAAUCACUUUUUUUCUGUUUAGAAAAUACUUCAGAGUAUUUUCUCUGUCUGCUUUUUAUGUGGCAAAAGUGGGAAAGAAAUCCAGUAAAAGGUAACACAGAGGUUUGUUUGGUGAUCCAGUCUGAGAAAGGCUUCUGUGUUUGUGCACAGCUCCAGGGUCCAUGCAUAUUUUAGAGUUAUUUGGGUCUUUUGUAUUUCCAGUUCCUGCGUGGUUUAGUUAAAGCAGAGAUGCUGCAGUUUCUCACUUUUUAGACACCAAAGGACUCGCUGAACAAGAAAGUGGAGACAGGGAAAAAAAAUGCGGCUGCUGAAAUCAAUGAUCAGAGAAGCUGGAGGCAAAAAGGUUGAUGCAGCAUUUUAAUCAAGAAGAGAAAAGAAGUGAAAGAGACAUUUACUGCAAAUAUAAUCAAUAACUCUUAGACUAUGAAGGCUUCCUUUUGAAACAACAAAAUAUGCUGUUAAUAAUAAUAAUAACAAUAAUAAUAAUAACUUCAAAUCAGGACCUUAAUGCAUGGCAGGUCUCUGUCUGUUGUCUUAAAGACAAAGGAGGCACUUUUAUGAGGCCAAGAUGAACUUGGUGCACCAACAACACACAGGUUUUAACACUUUUACUGCCAUGAAUGCAGCAGGAACAUCGGGCUGCAUCUGAAUGGAAAGAUGCUGUAGACUUGAAUUAAAAAAAUGUCUUUUUACUUUAUCGGAGAACAUCCUAAACAAAUCAGAUCUGGACUUUUGAAUGCCAGUGUUCCUUCAUGACAGCAGAUCAUAGGGAUGAGCCCAAAUCUGAAUUAGUAUCUGGAAAGCCACAGAUAUACAUGAGAAUGAGAAUAAUCUUUGUAUUUGAAAAUUAUUAUCAUUAUUAUCAAGAAAAUUGUUAUGAGCCUAAUUGACACUCAUGUACUGCUUGCAGUCAUCCACUCCUGUCAAUUUCCUCUGCCUCAAGCUGUGGCUUCAUUUCAGUCAAACCUCUAUGAUGUUCUACAUCUACAAAGUCAAACUUCGAAUCUGUCUGGUGCAUACUAGAUCAGUUUCGAUGAGGGAGUGUUUCAUGGUUAACACUGGCUGGCAGUGAUUAAAUAAUCAGAUCUGAAGAUUUGAGUGCAUGGGUUAUUUUUUCAAGGUCUGAUAAAAAACAUUUUGGUCUGGCACAAUUGUGCAACUUUUUUAUGUGUAUUUCAGAGGUGAGGUUACAAUCUCAAGGGCACUCUCAAUAAAUUGCACAGAAUUUUGUGGAUUGAGCAGCAACAUUAUGUCUGAUUUUGGAUUAUUUAGCUGAGAAAGUUUAAGUCAUCCAACAGUUCAAACUAUUGACAGCAGCUGAGCGCUGAGGGCCCUCAAGACUUUAAGGAAGUUGUAUCUGUGUGUCAUCUGCAUAUCAAUGAAAAGAGACUUCAAAGGGCUGAGUUAUUUGUUCAAAAAGCAGCAUAUUCAUGGAAAAUAAAAUAGGACCGAAAACUGAGCCUUGGGGUACACCACAGGUCACACCAGUGGCGGAUGAUUGGUCAUUAAGAAUUUCUAAGUUGUUUAAAUAGCAGCUUGAAACAGAUUUCAAGUUCUUGAUCGCCUCAGCAGUUUCACUCUGGAAAACAACCUUGUAUCAGAACAUCUCAUGACAACAUGCACAACAAUAUUGUCAUAGCCAGUACACAGAAUGGACAGCGUGUUGUUAAGUUCAUAUAUUUCUUGGUUUAAUUCUGAUGAAUGGGAUUUUACAGUUUGUUUUCUUUGGCUGUUUGGUUCCUUUUUUCUUGUUAUUUUUGUUUGCCAUCUUUGGUGUUUGGCCUGAAAGAUGUAAAAGUCUUGUUAGUGUCAGUUAGACUGUGAGAGAAAAGUCGGACAGAAUAUUGCUGUGACUGCCUUGCUUACAGGCUGGGCCACACUUGUUUUUUUUUACAUAUUGAGCUGAAAACAGUCAGUCUUUCUUCAAGCCAAAGCAGCCUGUGGGUCUGUUGUGUCUGUGAUUUUCUGUAUGUUUAGGGUCUCUAAUUAAGGAACAUCGUGAGAGGGGGUGAUUUGUGUGAAGUAUUUGACACACUGGGGACCAGGUUUGUGUUUUUAUUGUUGUUUUGUGUGUGUGACUUGGGCUGAUGAUAGCUGAUGAUAGCUGCUGUGUGAAUUGCGGUGAAGCUGGCGUUUUUAUUCUGGGCAUCUCACGGAGGGAAGAGCAGAAACCACCGGGGACCGUGAGUCUUCUUUUAUAGUUAAUUUGCUCUGUGAUUUGGUGGAAGAAGUCCUCAGUGAUCUUUGUCAGCAGCUGUGUGGGAGUUAGCGCACGCUUCCUGGAAGCACAGGGGAUCAACUGUCUUUUGUUUUAUUACUAUUUUGCAUGAUAAAUAUGCAUUGUUUAUCAGGGUUUAACAUAAGAGUGGAGAAACAAACCACUGAAACAAAACUCCUCAUAUAGAAACUCACAGCACAGGAGACAAGUGAGGAGACACUAAACCUGAACCCCGAGGACCCACUGAGCUCUCUCUGCUCACUGAGCUCUGCUGGUAUCUGAGGAAGGAAAAGUUAGUGUUUGACAAGUUAUAGGCAAAGAUUUAACUUGAUGCGGAGGGAGAGGAACACUGUGAGGAAUAUGUAUUAUCUGUUUCCCUGAAUGAACCCCUUUAAAUAUUUGACUUCAAUGUGCAGAGACUGACUACAAGUUUUAUCAGAAUAUUCAGUUCAAGGCCAGCAUCCCUGAUGGUAUGGGAAUCAUCAGAGUUCAUGUCCAUUAAUGCUGAACAAUAUCUACAGGUUUAGGAACAACAUCUGCUGCCAUCCAGACAGAGACUUUUUCAGAGAAGACCUUCAUCCUUCAGAAGGACAAUGACAAACCACAUUCUGACAACAGCAUGGCUCUGUAGUAGAGGAGUCUUGCUGUAAACUGGCCUGCCUGCAGUCCUGACUUUGCCCCCAUUGAGUCUGCGACGAAUUUCUGUAGGCCUUGUUUAUGUAUAAAAACUCCUGAUCGGGACAGUUUGUUCUAUCAGAGCUGUAUUCACAUGUGCAGAACUCCUGAAAAUUAUCAGAAUGAGCAGCAAGUAAGAAUGCACACUGAUAAAAUGUACAUUCUGAUUUUAUCUGGACUUUUUCUGCUAACCCUCCCUUAAAAAAAAAAUCUGCUUGAAGAUCUUUUUUGUUAGUUUUUGCUGAUUAAAAAAAUCUCUUCCUGGUUUCUUUGAGCUCUUGGAUGUAGCACUAACUUAUCUGUGCUUGGCCUUGUUUGCUUUCAUUGGUCAUAAAGAAACGUAUGUAUUCAUAAACUCUUCAUGUGCUCUUGUGCUUCUUUGGUCUUUGCGAGAGAGAUUUUGAUUUUGAAGGAUUUGGUGGUUGAAUAAAGGUUAAAAAUUGUUGAAUCUCUUCAGGUAUUCAGCCAAAGUGCUGCAGCUGCUCCUGUAACCUUGGCAGGAACCUCUGCAGAGUGAGCUGUUGUAAAAGAAAAAAAUAGCUCUGCGAGCCGAAGUCUUUGUUUUUCUCUCAAAAGAAGCACAGAAGAUAUUUUAGAGAGCUGUAAGAGGGACCUGUGAGGGUGACUGACUGAUGUUUGGAGUAAAAACAGCAGAGGUAUGAAUCUUUUCAUGAGAAACUGAACACCACAGAUGCUGGCUGUGUUGGAGCAGAUAAAAAAGCUGCUUUUUCCUCGAGUAUUUACAGUCUCAUCCUGGUGAAAAUGUUCUUUGUCAAACUGGGAAAUGGCUCUGGAAAGUGUUGGAGUGAGUUAUCUGUCAGAGCUGUGAUCUUUAUUGAGUCAUAACUGAGAGAAAAAUCCUUCAUCGCUGAUUGCCGCUGCUCUCUCAGCAGAAUUAUUUCCCAGAGCUGUUGUAAUUGGGACCAUAAUAAGUGAAGAUAAGAGAGAGGCUCUCAUAGGCACCAGUGACUUAGUAUUUCAUUAGAUGUUUCCAUGGUGAUGACAGCAGUUAAGAUCAUUCACGUUCUUUGAAAAGUAAAACUGGAUGUUCUUGGUUUUAUUAGAGCUACUGGAGACCAGAGACAGUUCAAAAAUAUAAUGUUUGUCUGAGCUCAUUGUAUAUCAGAGCUUUUUAAUAUCUGUGUUCAUAGAGAGUCUGACUGCCCUCUGUUUAUCACUCUGCUCUCAAACCUUAUCAGCACUGAUUUACUGUGACACCAGGAUGAGAGGGAGCCAAGACCAGCAGUCACUUACCAAACCAAACCUAGGGUCUGGUUUCAAGUCAACACGAUGAGGACUACGGGUGUUAAACUCUGAAGGCCUCACCCCCACACCGUCUCUCACACACGUCCACCCUGUUUGUGUGCUCAUGUAGAGGGUGAACCACGCAGAGUGAAGAGUGGGAGAGGGCUGUGAAGCCCACUGACAGUGACACGAUGCCGUCUCACUGAGCAUGUUCUUGUUUUUUUUUUUUCUUGUUUUUUUUUUUUAAUUGAAAAGGCUCCACGAUCUGAACAAAUCAGCUACUGUAAAUAAGAAAAGUGAGGGAUCAUGUACACUGAGCAAAGAGAAGGCUGUGUAAAUCAGAAUUCUGACAAGGUGAGCAGUGCAACUGUUCUUAUAACCUGUUCAUUGAAGAUUACCCUGGCUGCUCAUUACCUGCAGCCGACUAAAGUUAUUAAUAAGUUAUCAAAAAUAGAGAUUAUUCAUGUGCUCAGCUACAUGGUUGGUGACAUCUCCAUGACGACAGAUCCUUAUUAACCUCCUUAAACAUUUUAAACUAGGGCCAAAUGAAAACAUUAGCCUGCUUAUUUGUACUACUUCACAUCAGAGUAUUGAUGGCAUUAAUAAUGUGAAACCAAAACAGAAGAAGGACAAAGAAGCAGCAGCCACAACCUGCUUAAAAGGAAACUCUUAAAACUGAUGAUAUAAGAUUGAUUGUGGAUACAGAAACAAGAGAGGAGCCUUUUUGGGGGUGCCGCAACAUUAAAAAUGAUACUUUUCUAUCAUUUUUAUUGCCCUUUUCAUUGCAUAACUUAUCAUGUAUAAGGUUUAGCGGGUGUGCCAUUUCAAAAUAAAAGCAUUGGAAAGAAAGCAACUUAAAUGGAAGACAGUAAAAAUGUCAAAAUAAAAGCAUCGCAAAGAAGCAUGAGACAAUCUCUCCUGUAAGGCGAACACAAACUGGUUCAAACCAUGUGGACACAUUGUAACACAGAUACACAGAUACAGGGGAAGACAGUCAGUUUGAACUUUAUCAGAUGUUUCUUGCACAGGGCUGGAGGAACAUUACUGAAUAUAGUUGAUCAUCUUAAAUCAUAAAGUUUUCAAAGUAACUUGUCUCCCCACCCUUGUCUUAGCUGUCCGUAGUUUAAGUGAUUUUUUUCCAUAAAUAUUGUGCUGUGAUUGUUAUUUUUGAUCCUCUUUAGGCCACAGUAACUGUACAUGUACUUAAAAUAUCACAGCUUUCAGCAUUGUCCAUGUUAUCCUUAUGACUCGUGGUCAAAGUUAAUUUGUAGAGAUCCACAGCUGCUCUCCAGCUCUGCUGCCAUUGCACGGAUUGCAGGACAGGAUGUUGUUCUACUUUUCCCUGUUAGAGAUGGUUGGGGUCCAUUAGCUCCUCGAGCUGCUCACACAUCUAUGCCCCCUGUUGUUAUUUCCCCACUCAGCAGGUCAUCAAACUGGGCCGUGGUCAGCCUCAUGUAGCCGUAAGCAGCAGGGAAGUUCAUCCAGGCACACUUCAUGGAGGGUGAAGGGGGCUGAACUGAACUAAACUGUAUCAUCAGAUGGUUUUUGUUUCCGAUGUCUGAGCUCUGGGGAGUAUUUUAGUCGACUUUUGGAGGCUCAUCACUUUGGCAGAGUCUGAGUUUCCCAAACAGAGGUGAUGACACAAAGGGCAACAAACUGAGAAAAACCCAAGGAGUGAAGAAACACAACACAUCCUCUUUUUAACAUCUUGUUCAAAGAAGCCCAGAAAAAUCAAUAAAACAAUCUGCAUAUUGCUGAAGUGAAUGUCCCAGCAGGAAACUUCACCAGCAUACAAAUCUCAUUUUCCUGGUUUGAGUCUCCCUCCAGUUAUGUUGCCUUAUUAUACUGCUGCAGACUUUUGCCAAUUCUCUGUGUGCUGAAGUGGCAGCUAAUUAUACUGUGUAACUUCUGUGCAUACAUUUGAGCUUCUUCUCCCAGAAACCUGUGAGCGAGGGUGGAAAUAUUCCUCUAACCGACUCUGACAGUCUUGAGAGACAAAUGCAGAUGAACUGAAGUAGAUGGGGUGAAAAAUAAGGGUUUUUCUAAGUCUGUAUAAAGUUGAGAAUGAGCUGCCACUCAAUAUUAAGAAGCUAGAGAGUGCAGACAGCAGAUAAAAUAAUGAAUAUGAUGACAUUUUGAAAGAAUGUCUCCUCUUCUAAAAUACCCCUCCAUUAUACAGCAGGAUCCUUCACUUAAAUAAUCAGAUGGAGUCACGUCACUUUUAUGAGAAUGACAUUUAUAAUCUCUUGACAACAUCCCCUCCUUCCUCUUCUGCAGGAAAACUAAGCACAGCCAUGAGCCUAAAUCUCAUUGAGCAUUCCGAUAACUCAGCUAAAAUGUAUUAAUACCUAAAAAAAGGCUUGUGUAAAUUAUCAAGAGUCUACAUUUUUGUGAUCUUGUUGGUUCAGGUGAACAUUGAUGGAUUUUGACGGUUUCUGUUUUUGUUUUCGAGCCAAAGUGAUCAUAUUAUUGCAAAGAGGUGGAGAUGGAAAGGAAGGAGGACUUCCUAAGUAAAGCACUCCCUCUGACAUUUUCUCUCCUGUGUCCAGUAGUCAAAUAUAUUUCACCCUUUACCCACAAGAGUCAGACAUGUAGACCACUUUCCUUGUCAGAGACACAGAAAUUUCACCUUCAAUUAACUGACCCGUCAAUGACUGUCCAGUCAAAAAACAGUCAAAAUACAAGAUACCAGAGUCUGCAGGUAAACAAUAUCUAAUUGGUUUGCAGAGUAUGGCUAACAUCAGCAGCGCUAGCACCACUAGCCCCCAUGUUAAUGACAUUUUAAAAUAAUCAGUAUCAGCCAAUGUCUGCACUCACAUGGCUGAUUUUAACAAACAAUGUCUGCAAACACUGUAGGCAGCCUCGUUUUUUUUUUUUGCUCAGGUAACCAUGUUUAUUAGAUUCCAGUGUGUUUGUAAUAAUAGGUGCUGUCAGGGGAGAAUUGUUGUAUUUAAUAUAAUGCGAAAAAUAAACAAAAACACAACAACAAUCUAAAUGUGAUACCGGUAUUUAUUAUAAGUUGACCAACAAAAACAGUAUCUGUAGACCUCUACCUUAUAGACUUGUUCCUCCAGUAAAGAAAUCAGUCACAGUUGUUAUAAAACUGGAUCCUCGUUUUCUGGAUCAAAUAUGCCCACUAUGAGAUUCAAUCUGUGCUUGUUUACAUCAGGGUAGUACAGAAUUAUAGCAACACAGCAGCAGCUCAACUGUGCACAUCUUGACUUCGGGCUCUAAAAAUGUUUCUAAACAAUUGCAGUGUAAACUUGUUUUUUGGGGUUGUGCGUUGAGAUGUUUUGUGACGGUCAGGAUUCUGUUUUUUACAGUCAUCAGAAAGAAGGCAGGAUAAAUUCCAGCACCUGGGAAACAAGCAACUUAGUGACAGUGUGUCCCACUCAAUGAAGUUCAUUGUGUGGUUGUUCAUUUACUAGACUAGAAAAGCUAAAACAGCUUGCACACUUGCCGCUCACUAGUCUUGAUUUUACCCAGCAUGCCAAUCUCUCUUUUGGAUUCAGAGCGAAUCCUUUUUGUACUGGUCUCACCAGCAGAUAGGUUACUCAGUCAGCUAAACACAGAGUUCAAUAAAUCCAGUGGAAGCUAGGACUUGUUUUGGAUGCUUUACUGAACCACGGUGGGAAACUGUUACAAAACAUGACAAAGUAUACAUAUUACAGAUAAGUAUAAAAAGUAGUAAAACAUAUGAGUACAGCACACUGUAUGCGCUGUAAGGUAAGUGAAAAAGUAUACUUUAAACAAGAGAAAUAUACUACAGCACAAGAGGUAAGUAUGUAAAUACAAAUAAUAUUUUCUAUUCUCUCUCUAUUCACAGACAAUGAAACCAGGUGAGACUGUAAGGUGUAAAUAUGCAUGAAAACACAGUAGCACAGGGGACCAUACACCACCCAAACUAAAUUAGAAACAAAACCUAAAAUUGUUGGCUGUACUCAACAAAUAAUGCACUCUAAUCAUCAAUAUAAACCUUAUAAACAUGUGUACUGACAGAAAUUGCUUUAAUAAACGUGAUGAGGAUGGAGGCAGAUAAAACACACAUGAAAAAUGUCCUCGCUGCAGCACAUGUAGCACACAACUUCCUGUCUAGCCCGGAAAUGAUGUAAGCACUAAAGACAUGAGCGAUUCUCCCAUGUAACUGCCACUGAGGGGCUCCAAACAACAAAACAAAGAACAUGCAACAGUUUGUAGCAUCCUUGACACUUUUCUUUUUUCUUUCUAGGUGGACCCCAUGUUCACGGUGCCAGCCCCUCCUGCACCAGGCCACCCAGGAGGCCCUGGAUCCUCCCUGCCCUCUGUGCCGUCCUUCUCCCCUCCGGCCUUGCCCACCACUAACCCAAAGCAGCUGGUUGUCAGGACAAGGUCUAUAGGAACCAAUACCCAGGAUGGAGCCGGCUCGGGAGCUCUGGAGGGGGACUCGGCCUGUUUAGGGCCUUGCCAGCCGGGGACCAGUGUCAACCUGGAGGGCAUUGUCUGGCACGAGACCGAGGAAGGUAAGAAGAGCUUCACUGAGAUUUCUAACUGGCAAACACUUUCAUAGUGAUGUGAAACUGUUUCAGUAGUUUUUUUUAAGGCAGCACUGAGAGAUCCAGAUUUUUUAACCUCCAGAAACCACAUGCUAUACUAUCAACAGAUAAGAGUGCCUUAAAUAUAUGCACAGUCUUUUUAGACCUAUCAAGGUCAAACAAUGACACAAUCACUGACUAAUCCUGGCAGAGGCAGACAAGCAACUCCUCAGCAGUUGGAAGUAAAUGCGUAUUAUUGAGUGUUGAAAUCAGCAGACAGUAGAGAUAAGUCUAAAUGUUUCCAGAUAGGCAGUCAGUGAGUGGAUGAGGAAGGACUGAUGUGUCAGAUGUGGGUGACUAAAACCCUUUUGUUGCGGCUCAGUGAAAACCAAGAUGGUGGAAACACAUCAGCAGCUUUUCUGAUCUACAAGCUCCACUUCACUUUGAGAAAAAUAAAGAAAAACUUUCUCACCUUGAUGUUUGUGAAAGCUUAGAUUUUCUCUGUCAAGUAUUUUUUUAUUCCCAUUGUUGUCACUUUUGAGGGUUGGUGUCCUGAACAUUUCAUCUUAAACUUUAAAGAGAGUAAACAUGCUGACAGCCAGAGAUGAAAGUCUUUUUACUGAGGGCAAACUGAGUUCAAGACACUCUCUGACUUUCCCCUAAAUUCUCUGAGACGUUUGAGGAUUCAGGUACAGGUUCACGGCUAAUGGUUUGUUUUGGUCCUGCUCAUUAAAAAUAAAGACGCUGUUGUUUGCAGAGGAGCUUGUAAUUGGAGACUCUUUAUUUAGAAGCUUUGUAAGGACAGUGUCUGAAUUUCUGACAACUCCAGGGAAAACAGUCUAUCAGGACAAAGAGCUGAGUAAACAUUUCUUCCUCUACAGCAUUUGUAUAUUCUCUAAAUGUCUGCUGGUUAUGGCGUUCACUCCUGCUGUGAGUGCUUUAUGUCUGUUUUGCAAGUUUUUUUGUAAAGUUUGUUUUUUAAAGCUGUAAAAAAAAAAAAAAACAAGCACUCAUUUGUCAAAACGUAGAGCAGGUAAAUAAACCUGUAAAUAAACCUGUAGAUACAAUAUCCAAAUAAGAGCACUUAGAGAUAUAGAUACAGAUAGAAUUAGGACCUCUGAAACUUCCCAAUACAUUCAAACCUUAAGACCUCCAUUUUAGUUUGCUGCAUCACAGUCUGAAUUGUAAUUUGAGAAGUGGCGGAACACAGCAGGUUUUGGGCUUUGGUAGAGCAGGUAUAUGAAGGAAAAGAGGUGACAGUGCUCUUGUCCUCUGACAUCCCUAAAUUAUCCCCACCCUGUGAAAGCAGCAUAGUGACACCUAUCGUGGCUGCAAGCUCACUCAUUAUUUCAUAACAUAGUCCCUGUACACAUGGAAGCAAUUCAAAGAUGUGACUUUGGACCAACUGGGAAAGUGAUGAAUAUUUUUCCAACAUGAUGAGUUUUUAUAAACUACAUGAUAAAAUUGUGAAAUCUGGUCAAAUGAAUCAGCAUAAUAAAUCAGAAAAACUGGUAACUGCAGCCCUCUGUGUGAACCAAUGUGGAUCUAAUGAGCUGAGCAUUUGGCCCCCACUCAGUUGACGUACCCACCCACUUUAGUUAACCUAAUCAGGCGUCUGUACAGCUAUAAAACACAUGCCACAAAGACAAAAGUAGUUCUUAUCUUUACGUUCCAGGACGAAAGUCUGCUUCAUUUAUGGAGACAGCUGGAAAUCCUCACAAGGGUAGUUUUGGCUUUAAGAUGCCCAUUUUUGUGAGUCCAAAACCUGAAGAAAAGUAGAACCAGAGACCCGUCCAAUGCUACAAAACGAUGCCAUGGGAAAACCGGGCGUUGGAUCAGAAAGACGGAUGAAUCACCUGGCGAUUUCAACGCCAUUGCUCUUUGAUAGUCUGUUAAGGAGGACAGCGUUCAGCUCGGCGGCCUCUCAGUGGAGGUGUGAUACCUUUCUGCAGGCUGCUAAUGGAUAAAUCCCAUCUCUCUGCGCCCAUCUCGCUCUGCCAGCCGCAGGGCCUCUGAAGUGGAUAGCGGGGUUUGGCGGAGAGGCGUUUGUUUCCCGGCCCAGUAUUAAUUAACCGAAGCGACACUCGCUCAGCUCGGGCAGAAUAAAAACAGGAGAAGAAGAAGGAGGAGAAACAAGCACAACACAGGGGAAUAAAUCUGAGGCUGAGAGUGCUUUUAAACAGGCCAGAGAGAUGGAGAGAAGAGAGGGGGAGAGAUAGACGGAGAGCAAUCCAUCUUCUACUUCAGUCUGAGUGAGAGGAGGCCAGACGAAGGAGGAGACGUCAUCUUCAAACGGUGCAGAGAGAAAGCUGAAAUGUAAUAUAUUUGAAAUUAUUUUAAAGGUCAAAUCAAAAGACACAGAGAACAGCUAAAAUAUAGAUAAUCAUGGAAGAUUAACAUGUAAGCAAAGCAUUCAGAGGUGACGCAUAAGAAUGCACAUUUUUCAUCGCUGCAAAGUCAAACUACCUCCAGGGAUGUGACUCAUAACUGCUGAGACGUCAGCCUCGACAUGUGCAAAGACUCACAUUUACUGCUGUUUCUAAAGCAGUGGACAUUGAAUCGAAACAGUCUGUAUGUGUCUGUGCAAAACAACAAAGCAUAUGUUCAUGUAUCUGUCUUAUUGUGAAGGAAAGGCCCAGAGUUUAGAGAUAUUUUAUAUGAUAAAAGGAUGAAUGUGUUAAAACUUUAAAGGUUGGAUUACUGUCCAUGAAAACACGCAGGUGUUUUUCUUCAUUUCAGCCACCAAAGAAAGGAGAGCUGAGAUUAGCUGCCAUUUCUUUGGUUUAGAUGUAAAAAGCUGGUUUUCAGCCAUGAGUUGAUAUCAUUGAGCCACUAAAUGAAUAAAUGAAACUGAGAUUAUCUGGUGAUAACGAUAUGUGAAACUGUUAAUGUGAGGAGGGCUGUCUAAGUGAAGAGGGUGCAGAUUGAUGUAGCUGGAUGGAGCGGUGGAAAAACAAAACAAAUAUGGCGAGCUCCCCAGAAGAACUCUCAUCAGUUCACAGCACCGAAUCAGACCCCAACAACAGGAAACAGCUGCAGAGGUGUUGCAUGUCUCUGAGGAGUACGUCAAAACUUGGAAAUUAGUCCAACUGUUGUAUCGUCCCUGUGUAAUUUUAUGUGGUUAGCCUGAGCAGUCAGGUGUGAAGUAGUCGGCACAUAAAACACAAACUAGCACCAGCUGUACCUGCUAUAAUGUGCAUAAUAAACAACAACCAGCGUUGUCUGAGGGGCAGACAAAUGCAGAGGCAAAAAAAAAAACCUAAACUAAAAUGGCAAGUGCUACAGGAGAACUUGCACCAGUACCAAACCACAUGAUUGGCAAGACUGUGGACAAUUGUGUUGGUCUUUGCAACCAGCAAGAGUGUCUGGCCGGUCUGGCUCUAAUCUCUGACUCUGCAGCAGGUGGAGUGGGAGUGGUUUUGCAUGCAUGCCUCUGCAAAUAACUCCUGUUGUUACAUCACCACAGGAGCCACAGUAGCACAAUGCAAAGUCUUAUUAGCAUCCACAUCUUUGAGGUGACCAGGCUGGAGGGAGACUACAGUAUCUCGAAACAGAACAAGCUUGUUUUUUUUCUUUGUUUGUUUACAAUUUGGGACCUUUAUAAAUAAAACCCUUGUCUCUUGACGUCUUGUUACUGAAAGUCCCAACAAAUUUCUGUCAGUUCACCUCACAUAGUUGUGAGAUUUCCUUCUUGGAAUCAAAAAUGAGAAACCAACAACAAGCACGUUUCCUCCUAAGUGCUAGAAAUAGAUUCAGGAAACAUCAAAGUGUCGAGUUUCCAGGUUUGUGAGAAAAACCAAACAGCAUCAGUAAAAAGACGAGGCACAGAGGAACAGGGUGCAGAAAUAACACCUCAGAGAAAUCUGGAAAAUCUUCAGAUACAGAGUAAUAAAACACUGAACAGUGACAUUAAAAGAGAAAGUGUGUGUUUGAUGUAAUGUGCAGGGAGAGUGUGAGGAAGAUGGAGGGAGAGAGGAAGGUUUUUAAGGAGAUACAUGAGGAAAAGAGUGUGAAAAUGGAUUCUGUGCUCAGCUGAUGUCUGAGAAGGCUGACAGGACAGACAGAUGGAUGGAUGAUAGAGGGGAAGAGAGGAGAGAGAAGAUAGACAGACAGGUUUUGUCUGUCUUUCUUAAUCAUCUGGAGGGUAGAGAGAUGGAGAGGAACAUAAGAAAAGAGACAAAGACUGAAGAUGGAUUGUUUUAAGGUUGGGCAUCAAAGUCAAAAGAGAGAAAAGACAAAAACAGACAAAGAGGGAGUGUGUUUCUUCUUUGUGUGUUUUUCUUUCUCUCUCCUGUUUGGGGACUAUCUGUGAGGAGGUGGAGGGAUAGCAGGAGCCCCCUCCAUGUGACGGCGGAGGGAUACGCAAGGAAGAUGCUGGUUGCAUGUUAAUUAAGCAGAAUACUAAUUGGAAAGCCAGGAAAGAGAAGAGGGAGUGGAGACCAUCAGACAGUUUUAGACACCCCCCCCCCCGCUUCUUCCUCCACCUCCUCCUCCUCUUCCUCUCUGCAGGAAACCACAGUCUGAUGAGAGGUAAUCAGGUUGUGAUUGGUUGGGCUCUUAGCUGAGCUGCAGUGGCUGUCGGACUUUAAGAUGACCCGUCUGUCUGCCUGUGAUAAAGGAAAGUACAAAUAUUUUAAAUAAUCUGACUAACAAGGUGUUUUGCAUCUCAUAAAAGCAUAAAAUAAUCAGGCAUAAAACCGAUCUGAUAAAGCUUAUUUCUUUUGCCUUUUUUCCUCUGAAGGAGAAUCCAUCCUUAGAGGAAAUGAAGCUGAUUCAGUUACUUUAAUUUGGAGACAUGGAUAAAAUAAUGAUACUAAAAGUUGAAACUUAUUUGAAGAACUUUUGAUGUUAAUACUCACCAAAUAUAAUAGCAGAUUUUAUUCAUAGUUAUUGAAAAAUAAGAAACCGAAUUCGCCCACGCUCCAGAGUGCGAGCUGUUCCGCGCGCGGCGCUUCCUGUGUGACGCCUGGUUCACACAGGAAGCGCCGCGUGCGGAAGCGCUCUGGAGCGCAACCGCUCUGGAGCGCAACCGCUCCGCUUCUCUCUAUUUUUUGCGCUAGCCGCGGGCGCCCCAAGCACCAAUUGUAAAGCUGGACAGAGCAGAUAGGACCAGACAGGAAGACGGGAAAAGGAGAUGCGAGAGAACCCGGUCAAUUUUCAAAAUAAAAUAUAUUUUAAUAAAUUAGAAAAAAAGGAUUUACGGUGUUGCUUGUCGGUCUAUUUUUUCCCGAUGAACACGCAUGUACGCACGAACGCACACACACACACACACACACACACACACACACACACACACACACACACACACACACACACACACACAGGGAGAGCUGCAGAGAUUUACUGAUGUUAAUGAAACAGAGGAAGGGGACUUUAUUACGAUAGAGUCAAUAGCCUCGAGCUAACAAGGCUACACAUACAAUGGAGUCAACAGACUCCCCAAUUCAUUCGUUGUUAACCCCUAUAUAAUAAUUUAAAACAAUACUUGAAGAUGCUCCCAAUAUUUAAUUUAUGUAUGACGUAAUAAAAACAUAAGUAAAUAUUGAUUACCCAUGUUUAAAGCGCUCCUAAGUGUGGAAAACUGAGGGCAGACGGAAACAGCCGAGCACUGCCGGGCUCAGUCGAUGUCUGACCGGCGCGUCAGAGCGCAGCAGAAAGCGCUUUAUGUCUGAACAGCCAAGCGCAUGCGCGUUGGUGCUGCGUGCGCAGCGCUGGCAUCCUGAGUGAACCAGGCGUGUAGAGUUGAACAGUGCAAUUCUGACUUUUUCAAAUCCGACCCAGGCCUCUUAUGUAUGUGGAUAUAAAUCGGAUAUGUAGCCGAUGUAACUGCAACGUCACCAUUGUUCGACAACACAAACAGGCUUGGAAAGCAAUGGCGGAUGAGGGAAUGGAGAACAGCCUGUUGUGCGCAUGCAGGUCACUUACGGAUGCAUUGCAUUCACAUUAGAUGCCGCAUUCAUUGUUGUAAUGUGAACGACCACACAAAAAGAUCGGGUUUAACAAAAAAUCCAAAUUGUGCAUCAUGACCUUCAGUGUGAACAUAGCCUUAUUUUGACGCACUGGACUGAUGAAACUACCACAACCUCGGUGUGAUGGCAUAGCUGCAAUUAGAAAUGUAAAGACGGUGAAACUCAUGAAAACACCUAUCAGACCCCAUCAACGGCCACAAAAUAAUUUUAUAUGCAGGAAGAGUCACUCAAAGAAACAAUCUGGGCCUGUCAGAGACAAAGUCUGGAGCUCUUUUCAGAUAUACUUUGAUCAGUACAUUUGCUCUAUAAGAAACAUUGAAGCCAGGGCUGUCACAACAUACUGGUAUGUACAAUAACAGUCUUUGAAAAGAAAUGAAAUAUUUUACCGUAUAAUGUCCUUAAAACUGUUUUUAGGCUUAUCAGGAUGUUUUAUUGCUGUAAUAAGAGCUUGUUUAAAGGUACCAGAACUCUCAACCUUAAAGCAGGGCAGCAUUAAAAUAAACAUGUUUGUGGGGUUGGCUGCAGAGCAGAGAUGUUAUGUUGGGUAAUGUUUGUCUCUGAGCUUCAGUAGAGCAGCUCAGUCAGAGAGCAUUGCAGAGGUGAUGCACAGAGAGGAACAUUCUCAAUUGAACUGUCUAAACCAAGUCUCUGGGUUUGAUAUUUUUACUUUUUCUUAGAGCUGCUGACCGAGUUCAGGGAAGAGAGUCUGAGAAACAGGAAGCAUAAAGGAAGAAUAAACGUAACCUUUGAGGGGCAGACAUUGAUUUUUUAUUUUUCAUGAUUUUUUAAAUAUUUUGUUGAGGAGGUAGAUGGAGAUGAAGAGAGAACAUUUUCUUUUUCUCUGGUAAUAAAAUCAAACCCUGAAGUUAGAGAGACAAGGUCUUUAUAAACAGCACUUUUUUUUUUUAAAGACUGUUUUUAUGGCAAAAAAGGUUUUAGAGGGACUGCAGCUGGAAGGUUUAUUCCUGAGACAGGUGGAUGAGGAUUAAGAAAACAGACUUUGAAGGAUGUUGAAUGUCACACACAUUUAAAGGCACAUCGGGCUGUCGUGAACACACACACAGACACACACAAACUCAUGACAGAAAUGAAAACUGAUGAGCUAUCGAGUGUUUUGGCAUCUUCUCAAGAAGAGUCACGCUGGCUAAAAAAAGAAACACAGUCACGUUUCAGAGCCAGUGAAACUUCAGGGGACACGAGGGAGGAGAGGAAAAACCUCCUCUGUCUGCUGCUGCUGUGAAAUCAAGUUCAUGGGCUGAGAAAGCCAGAAAAACAGUCAUCAGGUGGACAAAGCUCAUAAACAUCACAUUUUGGCAAAUAAAGCUCUGCCUGUUUGGCUUUAAUUAGAUUUAAUUUAAUUUAACUAUAAUUUCAAAGCUGCUCUAAUUUAUCCGUCCUUCAAAGUAUGUACAUUCAAGUUCAUGUUUUCACCACAGGCUCAGUUUGCUUUUCUCAUGCUCUUUUCAUGCAUGCUCUCCUAAAAAUUCUGGAAAAUUUUAGGAGCCACAAUCAUAAUCAUAAACAUUCUGACUGAUAACGAUUAUUAAAAAUGAUUACUCAUUAUUUCACACCUGCAUCACCUGCAUCUAUGCAACCAAAAAAAAUCUUAUUUCUGGGUGAGUAAAAACAGUUUUACUGUUUUUAUUCUGGAUUAUAUUUAUCAACAAAAAUCACAUAAAAUGGUGCUCUAAAGGACCUUGCUUCACUUCUUCUCUUAAUCCUUAGAGCUUUAACCUAAUUUUAAUAAUACUCAUAAACAGUGGCGGCUGCUGGUCUUUCAAGGAGGGGAAGCUCAUUUUUCUGGCCUACAUCAUAAUUGUGUUUGUUUAUUUGUAUGUAACAGAACAGAGUCGCCAAACACAACGGCAGUCGUUUUUAACAAAGACAAAUGUCGCUGAGGAUCGGUAAGGUCUCCGGAGCAGUUAAGAACAACAGAAUGAAUAACUUGGAAAAUGCUCUGGUAGAUGUUUUGUUCUUCAAGAUUGCUGAUUCGCCUGUUUAGCUGUCAAUCAAAAAAGGAUUUCGCCUCAGACAGCUCAUCCAAUCAUGGAUGCAGAAGCUCAGCGUCCACGAGAAAGUUGGGACCGCCCUCUCGUCAUAGAACUCCAGUGAAGCUGAGCGUCCGAUGGGCGGGACAAAGCCCAGCAUUUAUCCAAUUAGCGUCUUGUUUCGCUGCUGGAACAACCCACUUUGAGCUUCCACAUUGAAGUCAGCAGAAGCCCAGCGUCCGGCUGUGUGAAGCGCUGAGGCGCUGCGAGGAUGAAUGAGAACGAAGUUUAGACCUGUGAUUAUCAGCUUCUUAUCACAGUGUGAUAAGAAGCUGAUUCUGAACAAAAGAUGAAGGCUUUCUAGCGCGUAUUUAGGUAAUGAGAUGUACACACAGCAGUACGUAUUUCACCACUUUUUCUUUUUUUUUGGGGGGGGGUGACAUUUUAAGGGAAGCUGAGCUUCCCUUGCAGUCUUAGAGCAAUCGCCACUGCUCAUAAAUGAAGUGCCAGAUUUCUCUUAGAGUAAAGAGUUUUAGCUGACCGAUUUAAGCUCUUUCACCACUUGUAUUAUAUCACUGGCUGCAGAUCCAACAAAUCAUUCAGUCUCAGUAUAACAGUCUCUAUGGGGCUCUUGGGCUUGAGUCUUGUUCUGUUUUGUCACAUUGACUUGUCACUUUUUAGCCCAGCAGUCUUAGACAAACACACCCAGGGUAGGACCGCACGAUUUGGGCCAAAAACAAUAUCCCAAUUCUUUUCUCUGAAAAAAGAUUUUUUAUUCAGUGACGACUUCACCAAACAAACACCAUGGGGAGCAGAGCAUUCAGUCGCUCUGCUCCCUGGCUCUGGAACUCAUUACCAACCGAUCUCAGGAACACUGACUCUUUCACCCUUUUCAAAUCAAGACUCAAAACACAUCUGUUCAGAACUGCCUAUCCACCAUAAUGUCCAUUUCUCUGUCUCUUUUGUUUGUCCUUAUUUACUUAUUUAUUUAUUUAUUAUUUUGGUUACUGUUCUUAAAUGUGUUUUAAAUGUUUUAUGCUGUUUUUAAUGUGAUUUGUACGGUGACCUUAAAUGUGAGAGAGGAGCCUUCAAAUCAAAUUUAUUACCUCCGCCAAGGAGGUUAUGUCUUCGGAAGCGUUGGUUUGUUUGUUGUUUUGUUUGUUUGUUUGAUGGUUUGUUUGUCUGUUAGCAACUUUACAGAGAAAGUUACAGACGGAUUGACCUGAAAUUUUCACCAGAGGUGCGUCUCAGCCCCAGGAGGAUCCCAUUAAAUUUUGGUGGUGAGCCGGAUCGCCUUCUGGAUCCAGGAAUUUUUUGAAGGAUUCUUUAUCAUUGUGAGAUAGGGCAAAUUUUUGCAUUUAACUCUAUAAAAAUGGUCAGAGUCUUUAGUAAAAAAUUACACAAAAGGAUCUCAAUGAGUUUUAUGAGGUGUCAAAGGUUGAUCCUGAUCCAGACAAAAUUCUGGAUACUGUGAUCCAGAACACACAAAAAUAAGGGUGUCGUUGGAAUUUUCAAUGCUGAAAGAUAACAGAUGAAGAUACAAGGAAGUGUACGCUUACAAAUACUGCAUAAUAAAUCAUGCAUUUAUGUAUCUAAUAUGAGCUUUGUUGUUUUAGGAACAUUAUGAACAGUGAACAUACCAGUUUAAACACAAAUAAACGUUAAUAAAAGACACGUAACAGUAAAAGUUUUGGUGUGAAUCACAAUACAAGGGGGGACAUGAGCUGCUUGGCGGAGGUCUGCGCUCUCCGAGUGCUUUUCUAGUUAUUAUUAUUAUAAUUAUUAACUUCUCUUUAAUAAGUUUUUCUAUCAUCUCUCAAAAUGAAACCACUGAAAAUGGUGUAGUGCAUAUGCCAAGCCAGUAAGUGGCGCUGUAACACUGCCAAUGCACAAAUGCCCGAAAGACAGAAGAGUUCAAGGCAUGCGUAUAAAGGUUGUUUUGGCCAGACACAUGCAGCCACCAUAAAAGAGUUACGCUGUGUGUUUCCAGAGAUGCAGAUAGACAUCCACACAGAGAUGAAAUGGUCAUCCUUUACAGAUUUAUGCACUCUCUGACUCUUUAUAAAAAAGUACCGUGUACAGUCACCCAAAAUGGUUGGCCUGGUUGCCCUGGACUGAUGGCUGCUGCAGACCUUCCUGACUCUAGCCGCAUCGUCUAUGAUUGUCCGCCUCAGGCCCUGAGCUCCUUCUUCUCUUGGAUUCCUCUGGACUGUUACUGCAGACAUGAACAUCAGCCUCACUGACGUUAAUAACAUAAAACUAGAGCUGACUAUGAUUAGGCCUCCUGACUGUAAUCACAUUUAAUUAAUUUAACAUUGUCCAUAAUCACUCAUAUCCUAACCCUGUAAACUGAACUCAUUUUUGUUUCACCAUUACAUGAGCUGUUGUUGUUGUUGCUGUUGUUUCUGCUGUCCCCUGUCUCUCUCUCACCCUUGUUCUCUACUCUCUCUCCCUCUCCUUACUUAUUCUCUCUCGCCUUCCCCUAUCUUGUUGUCUCUCUCCCUCCCCCUGUCCUCUCCCCUCUCCCCUCUUCUCUCUACAUUCCUCCCCAACCCAGCAGCGGCAAGGUGACUGUGUAGCAUGAGUCGGGUCCUGCCCAAGGUUUCUGCCUGUUAAAAGGAAGUUUCUUCUUGCCACUGCUACUCAUGUUAGAUGAGAUGGGCCAAAACCCAUCUUAGGUUGGUUCUUGAUCAUCAAACAAUGAGCGUGUUCUAGACCUGCUCUUGUUCCUUGAAAAGCGUCUUGAGAUGACGACAGAUGUGAAUUGGCGCUACAUAAAUAUAAUUGAUUGAUUGAUUGAAAAUGCCGUUUCCUCCUGAAUUUGUAUCCGUGUGGAUGGGUUGAUACCGCCUUCAGUCAGACUUUGCAGUGGGGAGUGGUUUUCUCUUUGUCUGCGAAGCCUUACCAAUUCCAAGAGACUGACUUGCUCUUGCCCAUUUUAGCCACAAAAUUAUCACCUUCUUUUGCAAACACCAUGUUUGUUUACACUGGUGUAUGUGGGAACUAGGGAGUGCUCCCACAGGAAGGGGGAGCCUAGGUGGCCUGGAGGUGGCCUUGAGGAUUUUAAUUUUUUUUAACAUCAUCAUAAUCAAAUAAUCUGAUUAUGAUUUAAAAUAGAUUAAUUGUGCAGCCCUAACCCAGGGGCACCAAGGUGGGCAUGGGGUCACUUGGUCAGUGGGAGUAAAUAAGACAAGUGCAUGGGAUAAAAGUAGCUGACACUUGUACUGCAUUCCAGGUGCACAAUAGAGUCUUGUGUUGCAGCCAUUACUGCCUGUUUGAGUGCUGGAGCAGUUUACUGACUGUCUGCAGCUGGAAAUCUAUAAAGACUGUCCCAGGUUUAAACAUGCUGAAAUUUCCUUUUAAGUUAUGACUAAUCACAUCAGAGCGGCUCCUACUGAAGAGAACACAGAAAAUAAUUACCUUCCUCCAUUUGUUAAAAUGAGUGACAAACCUGUUCCCAGUCUCUCAUCCAUCUGUGACGGGCUUUGGUGUUUGGUGACGGUGGCAACCUUCAGGCAAAUGGAAGAGCCAGAAGUCGUGUGUUGAAGUGAAAUCUCGUUUUUAAGCUUUAAUGCGUCCAAAUGUGAUUUGUGCCGCUGGCUCAUCACAUAACUGAGGUUAAUGGUUUUCAAAUGUCAAGCUGAGGGAGAGAGGGAGGUUUAUUUCACCAGGCUGAGUCCUCGGACUACAGCAGAAGCCUUGAAGUCUUUAUUUUCUGACAGGACUAGAGGACGUGGUUUUCUCCCUCUGUGUUGUUGACUAUUUGGAGUCAUUACUUUCGCCAAAUUUAACAACCAGUUUGAACCAUUUUGAAACGAAUUGAGCUUUUUUCAUGGUGCUGAACUUCAUCCGCCAGAUUUCAUUUCCAAGCUGUUACCUCCUGCUUUCUCAGACAUUUGCUCAUCAGAGUGAUUUUCUUUCAUCUGAGGUGCUCUGUGCUCCCUUCAUUAGUGCAUAUUUGUCUUUUAUCAGGGUUUCAUUAGUUUCCUAAUUAGAGGAAAGAAAGGAGGAUCUUCACUGAAGCUGAUAUAUGCGACAGAAGAGUGAACAAAAGCAGCAGACAGGGUUGGAUGUGUUGUAAAAGGACUUGUCUUUUGUGUCUUCAAACUAAUAACAUAUUCAAACUAUAACGUAGCUUAAUUGUGUCGCACUUCUUUUUUUUUUUCAAAAAAUGUUCAGAUGAUUUAAAAUAACUUCAACACAAAAACCAACCAUGCUUUUUGAAAAUCCUGAUUCCUCUCAGAGUUUUUAGGAAGAAAUUCAAGGAUUUGAUGCUGUGGUUCAUGACAUGUUAGUCGCUGAAGCAUACAAAUAUGAAUUUCAAGGCAAUGUCUUGAAGUGGCUCUGUGAUUAUGUAUAUAGUAGACAACAGUACAUUAACAUAAACAGUCUGAGAAAGCUGGUAUACAUUAUGGAGUAUCACAAGGUUCCAUUUUAGGGCCACUUUAAUUUCUCACUUACAUCUGCUUUCUUGCAUCACAAGUCUUCUAAAAACGUCUGGAGAGCUUCAACAUUUCACUCUCAAUGCUAAAAACAGUAGUUGUCUGCUCUCCAUGUUCAAAUGUUGCUCCUACAGACUCUUUACCAGAGUAAUUUCUCUAAGCUAUGCACAGACACUUCUCCAUCUUUCAUUACUUGAAUAAAAACUUUGUGUUUUUGUCUCAGUUGAUCCAGUACGAACUGUUGUGUCUCUGUCCUUUGUGGUGGACAGGUGUGCUGGUGGUGAAUGUGACAUGGAGGAAGAGGACCUACGUGGGAACUCUGCUGGACUGCACUAAACAUGACUGGGCUCCACCAAGGUGAUGCAUACCACAACCUGUUGUACUUUCUUUGCCACUCCAGAGAAAACUGUCUCAACACAAGACACAAGAAGCAAAGAGAAUUGUCAGCAAAACCAGACAAUUUUCACAUGGGGCCCUACUGGCCCAGCAAUCCAAGAAUGCACCAAAUAGAGAGGUUGUGUUUCAAGUAGACAGGCAGGUAAAGCUUUAUUCUGCGGCUCCUUUCCUUGUCACUUCCCACUCUCUCCUCAUUUUCUGCCCAAUCCAAUGUCUUAUUCUGUCAAAUAAAGGUACAAAAAAACUGAAAUAAUACAAAAAAAAAAAAAAAAAUCCAUAUAGCCUCUCAUUUUACACACCCUUUAGAAGAGACCAGAGCUGGGAGGUUGAAUUUAGACUUGGGGUGGGAAUUGAAAAAACAAAAAAAAACAAAAAAAAACGGUUGUGAUCAGAACUCAUUCCAGCUAGUUUGAGCCAUCCCUUGUCUUUGAGCAUAUAACAGAACAGGAGUGGUCCAAAUCACUGUCAUAUACAACGAAAUAAUGUUGUGCUUACAGGAUCAGCUCUAUAAAUUGAAAAGUAUGACAUAAUAGUUUCCUAUUAGGUCUACUGAACAUGCUAAUAGAAGACUGCCAUUGUUGUUUAGGCUUGUUGACCAAUAGGAGGUGGUAUCUGUGAUCAGCUGACCUUUUAAGGCCCAAGAAGAGGCUAGGCGUCCCUGUCCCAACACAACGGUGUAGUCCAACUGGCAGGAGACUCAGGGUAGGCCUGGUUCUUGCUUGAGCGAUCGUGUAUCAUACAGCUCAGGUACCCCAGACACUUAGCUGGAAAAUGUUGGUGGCGAGGGAAGAGUGGAACAUUUUGAAUGAAUUGACCCUGCAAAAAGGGAAGAGAAAACCUUGGCAGCAAUGCCCCCUGUUUGGUACUAUUCUAUAUCAUUUGUUGAAAUUGUCCCCAUGCUUGGACAUUUUUGACUGCCAGCUUAUUCUAAAUGUAACCGCCCAUAUUUCUCCAACUUGGCUGUGAUUUGUUUGUUGUGUCACCACAGAACAGCAGGGAGCAAAAGACACUGGUCUAAAUUUUGACCACAAGCAAGCAUGUGAAGUUAAUGCUAAGCCGAGUGUUUCUGCUGUUAGUCUGUGAUAAAGGCACAGCAUUUAAUGCAUCUAAAUAUUAGAAACCAGACUGACUUAGAUGGUGAACUCAGGCUUAGAGUUAUAUUGGAAAUGAGUCUGAGUCACAUGGUUCACACAUGUUAAUGACAGUAUUAUUACAUCUGAGGUCUGCUUGGUUUAUUUCCCCCUUUGAUCAUUGUUUCAACCAUUGUUUUUCUUAUUAGCUUUUAUUUGCUGAUGAUUGCUCAUUGAUUAACCAAUAAGAGCAGUCAUUUUUUUAAAGUCCUUAGUUGUUGCUUCAAUGACCAGGAAACUAAAUUGGCUGUGGGGCUUUCAGCUGUUGUUUCGUGAUGAGCUCUGACAAAAAGACUCUCCACUCUGCAUCCAGACCGCUUCACAAAUGGAGGUUUUUUGUUUUUGUAAUUGCUGAGUGGAAAAUGUGACAGCCUGUCCUCACAGGGCUGAAACCUCUCAAUUAAUGCUCCAGUAUGUAAAUGAUUGUUGUCAUGGCAAUUACAACUUCAUCUCAGCUACCAGGGACUAAAUUGUUCUUUUUUUAUUUGGACUCUUUCCAAUGUGGACAUCUGUCAUUGGAGACUGAAUGCUCUUUGUUAUAUAAUUUAAUGGAAAAUGCCGUCUUUUUUAAUGAUUUAUAAUUUGGCAUUGAAUGCAACUCUGGUUUAACAAUAAAAGAUGCAAUUUUUGAAGAAAGGACUGAAUUAGCAACUCGCACAAUAGGAACAAACCUAUAAAACUGAUUCUUCAAAACCCUCUGGCACCUACAUAUGUCUUUGGGAACUAUGGCCAACCAUACCCAAGACGUCCUUUUCAUGCUGCACUGUUUCAGGCUCAAGAGUGCUGAGAAGUUUACACCUAGAUACAGUAUGUUUGGAAAGUAAACCCUGAUCUUUCAUCACACCACCUAAAGGGCACUUAUUCACAGAAGGUCUCAGUUUCUCUGUAAAUAAAAAUGAAGAAAAAAUGAAGAAAAAAAAUCUGUGUAAGAAAUUAAUGGUAAUUUUUAGAUGUUACGUUUUCUGAAAUAAUAUCAUGAUACAGGUAGGUUGAAAGUCAAGCUUUGUUAGGUCUGUCUUUGAGAGGAGAAAAAACUACUUUUAUUACAUUUCUUUGUCAAAUAGAGGUUGGAUCCAUCAUUUUUUAUGUCAGGAAGUUAUGAAAUCUAAACGCUGAUUGUCUCAAGUGACUCAGCAGCAAUUGGAUAAGUGCCUCAGUGUAAAUGUUUGAUCUAGUUGAAUGCAUAUAUCUGUCAAAUUGCAGCUAGUAAGAGCCAGGAUGUCAUCUUGGUGGAUUUCAUUGCACUUCCUUUUGCAUGACAUAUGUGGACUACUUUAUAUUUGCAUACUCAGGUACUACAAACAAAAACUUGAACAUCUCGGUACAAUUGUGGUUGCAGUAAAAUGUAAAUGCCAUUUGAGUCCAAUACAAAUUUCCCAAAAGGGUCAUAUUGUAUCAUAUCGUAUCGUACCUUUCAUAUCUAAAUCCAGGUCCCAUCCACAGAUUCCACAUUUUUCAGUGGAGCACUUCCUCCACCAACACUUUAAGGGCUCCUAUGACUAGUUGGUUAGAUAGAUGAAUUAAUCAAAAGAAAGCUAAUUCCAAAAAGUUGGAACUGUUCUGGCAAUUUUUUAGCCAAACUGUCAAUGAGUUACCUUUUCUUGCCUUCAUGUAUGAUGAUUUUGAGUUUUUUGUAUAUCCAAGGAAUCAUCUAUUAUUAAUAGGUGGAUGCAAAUUAGAAUUCCAUCAGAGUAAUGAGGGAUACUGUAGGUGACCAUCUCUGUUGCAGAUGCACGUGCUGCAGGUAAGGAUGAGGGUUCACUUUUCCCUUAUCAGAGACAGUUGGGGUCUAGUAGCUCCUUAGGCUACUUUUAUGUCUGUGCUCAUUAAAUGUCAGUAUUUCCCAGCUCUGACAGACCAGCCUGUCAUAGACAUUUGCCACGGUCUCAACAGGCAGAGGUAUGUUGGCAUGUUAUUGGUACUACAAAUGAAGCCAGAACCCUCUCUAUAUUAAACUCAGACCCUCAAGCACAAGUUUAUUAGAGUUUGUAAAACAAGAUUACAGAGUGUUACAAGUGUUUUAAUUUUAAGCUUUGGUAAUUUUUUUGAAAUUAUCUAAAUCACUCAGUCAGUCCAAUUGCUUUUUAAAUAGAGGUGACAAAUCCCCUCGAAAUGCCAAAAUAAAAACAUGAAAUUUCCACUGGAUCUUCCAGUAAAUUUACUGGCAUUCAGGGACACAGUGAUGUGAAAAAGCAAUUACAAACAUCUGAGGAAACAUGAGAUAUCAUCAUCUUUGAAUCACAGAGGGGGUCCAGUCUUGACGUGCAUUGCAGUCCCUUCCAUUAAUAAGGUGAUUAAAACCCAAAACAGUCUUUCCAAGGUCAGAAUUUAUUCCCUGAGUAUUCAACACCAACCGUCCCUGUGAUGUAGUUUGGUAAUUAAUGCAUUAAAAGACCAGCACAGAUGCAAGGGUGCAGGUUGUAGCUUCAAAAUAGAGCCUAACUCUGCAUAUGAAUAUGAGUCAGUGUAUUCCCCUCUUCCCAGCAGGCACUUUUUUGAUGAAAAUAACAAUGUGUGAGUGUGGAGAAGAAUAUCCUGUGUUCAGAUCUGAGGCACUCCUCUAAACAGCAUCAAAAGACUUCAAAGUACAGAGGACAGCAUGUGAAUACAAAUGUCUCAGUAUCAUAUGCUGAGAUAACCGUGGAUUGUGCAGAUUUUUAUGUUUUCAAAAGAUAAGCAGACUUCGUACGGAAAGAAAAUCAAUUUUUUAUCCUCAACAUCAGGGCAAAGUGGUCCACACGAGCUUCAAAUAUUAAUCAGUCAUAUUUCCAAGGCAUGGAACAAGAGUUUAAAUCAGGUGACAAAUUGAACAAGUUGUUUAAAAGCUUUUGAAGAACAACACGUCAACUGGAAAGCUUUGUGCUCAGUGUCAGGUUUUUCUGAUUGUUCAUCAAGGCUCAAAAACAAUUAGGGAGCCUGAUGCAACAUGAUGUGAAAUAAAAUGGUACAAUGUGAAAAAACUGGAAAGAUUUUAAGUAGCCUAGUGAGCAGGCUGAUUACCAAAGUCUGGGCCAAAACUAGGACGUGUCUGCCUUAUCAUGGUAUAUUAAGCUGUUCCCUGCAAGUCCUAGUUAUCGUUAAAGCAGGGGUUCAAAUUCAGAUCCAAAAACCAUCACAUUGUAGCCUUUAUGGAGGGUCUGCAGCCUCUCAUUUCCUAACCUCAUUAUUCAUGCCGUGGUAUGAGUGGGCAGAGAGGCUAUGAUAAUGAGAUGCUGUGCUGAUUGGCUGCCUAGAUGUUGUCCAGCAGGCCAGGGGACUGAUGCAGUCAGAUGCAGAGUCGGAAAAACACCUAAUGGCAAGUACCCCAGAAGAACCCAUGCCAGUACUGAGCUAAAUGUCUCUUGUAAUAAACCGUGAAUACUUCGGUGGUGUUUGCAGCUUCUAACAGAGCAGCUGGCGUGUCUGGCUCCAACUUGUCAUACCUUAAUUUGCAACACUAAAGCAAUGCCACAACAGUGUAGGAGAAAGUGGAAUGUUUUAAGAGAGAGAGAGAGGGGAGAGUGGGAGUUGUUUUGCAUGCAUACCGUUGAAAAACCCUCCUGUUGUUGAGUCACCACGUGAGCCCAUUUCAGUCACCUUGUAGAAGCUCCUUUUUCCAGAAAGAAUGCUUUCUUGAUUCUGCAUUCUCAGGGCUGGAGGAUGACUAACUUAUACUAAAACAGGCUUAGAUAAAAGUGUUUUUUUUUUUUUGUUAUUUGUGACUGUAGCCACUGGUGAGCAAAGGAGAAAAAAGUGUAUACCUCUAAAGCAACAAACUUCUGUUAUAUAUGUUUGGGCUGAGAAUACACCAAACAUCAGUAUAAAUAACAGGAUGGAGUGUCAUCUCAACCUUUGUGAGUGAAGUGUUUAUGACCCACAACCAAAUUUAAUGGUACUGUGUUAUGUUAAUGUUUAGCUUGAACUGAGCACUCAUGUUAAAUGGGAACAGAGGAUUUUUUUUUCCUAUCAAAUUUCCUUUGGAGACUCCCACUAUCACAAUUUGGUGUUGGUUUGUGGUUCAUCACUGUGUCUAAAUAACGCUGUGACAGCUGUGCCAUAAACAGUCAGGGAAAUAUAAAAUCAUACAUUAGUAAUAUCACAUACAGCUUAUCCUCACCAUCAAUCCACACCUCAUCACUAAUCCAAAAGGCAUUUCUAGUCUAUAACAAUAUGGUGUCUAAAAACAUGUUUUUUAUGAUCAUCCGUCCAGGUUUUGUGAAUCUCCUUCCAGUGAUCCUGAGUUGCCAGGGGGGCGUGGCCGGGGUAAAAGGAUGCGGAUGGCCCUUGGUGAGCGGCCCUGUAUUGAACCAGCCCCUGCUACCAAAGUCAGAGGUUUAUCACAGCACAGGAGCCGUGGAGGUGGGGUGGCUGGAACUACUGCUACCAUCCACAACAAGGGACGGAGAGGGAGCCUGAACCUUAUCAACAGCAACUGCCGAGCACCUCCUUCUUUCUUUACUGUGGAUGAGGUGAAACCCGCCAACAGCACCUCCUCUCUCUCCUCAGGGAAGCGAAAGAACAAACCACCAGCUGAGCUCGACCUCAGCUUGGUCUCCUCUGAGGACAUUAAAAACGGGAAUGGUAAGCGGAUCCGAGCCAAAUCCCGCAGUGCCCCAUCCACACCACAGGGCAAAUCUGACCCCUCGUUCAUGGACCCUGGGGGAGGCUGUGCUUCCUCACCACCUCCCCCGCCCAUCCUCAUUGACUGCCCCCACCCCAACUGCACUAAACGCUACAAGCACAUCAAUGGCCUGCGCUACCAUCAGACACAUGCACACCUUGAAGUCGAGGAGCAGAGAAAGCCUGAGCUGGAGCCCACAAAGGAUGGAGAGAGUGAAGAACGACUGUCCGACUGUGAUGACACAAUAGGCAACUUGACAUUUGACCUCUCUGAAACGAACAACAGCAGUAAUGCAAACAGCUCCUCUAAGAAACCGGCCCCUCUUUAUAAGGUGACCACAGUAGGGUCUCCUAAGAACAGGCGGCUGCUCCUUAGUACCGACCACAGCCCCACAGCCAACUCCAAAACCAGAAGAACCUCACUGCUGAAAGAUGGCCUCAUUGAUGACCUUAGCAAUCUGCCCAUCAUCUCUAACAUGACUGUAGUUCUGGAAAACUGCAUGGUCCCUGACAGAAACUCAACAGUGGAGAUGCCCAAGCUGGAAGCUGAAGGUCUGAUAGAUAAAAAGGGUACUGCAUGUGACAAGGGCAAGAAGGCAAACGGGAAGGUGGAGAAGUUGUCCAAGUCACGAACCAACCGUCUGAUUGCCCCUGCACCUGCCCCUCCAAAGCUGAUAGCCAUACCCAACACAGCAUAUCCAGCAGGCACAGCAGAUAGUGCUACCUCGCAGCAGCCCUCACCAAUGGCAGCAGUAGGCCUGACCAGUAAAAACCUUCCCUUGAAACCCAUCAAACCAAAGCUGAGCAUCGUUGUUGAACCGAACCUUGUCAAGACCACCUUGGUUACCUGCAGCAAAGAGACCAGAAAGAAAGAGAAGCGGCGGCUGAAGGACAAACAUAAAGAUUUGCCAAUCCGCACGCCUAAUGGUGAUAAUGGAAUCAAACUGGAAGACAGUGGUGGUGGUCCAAAAAUGGGCGUCAAGGAAAUCUCUGGAAGCCUUUUGAAGGAGCACCUCAGUAAGCAGGAUGUAAUAAAUGGGCUGAGUGAGAGCCAAGAGAGCAGGAUGGCCAGCAUUCGAGCUGAGGCUGACAAGGUCUACACCUUCACGGACAACGCCCCUAGUCCUUCCAUCGGUGGUUCAUCACGGCUCGACUCCAGCAGUGGUUGCCUUGUCACAGCAGACAGCAAUAGUAAGAACAACAGUCCUGCUUACUCCGACAUCUCAGAUGCCGGGGAUGAUGGAGGGUCUUCAGAAUGUCGCUCAGAUGGAAUCAGGUCCAAGUCCAGCUCCUCUGCCUCAUCAGAGGUGAGCUCUAACUGUAACCAUGGUAGCUCUGGUAAGACACCCCCCACAGCACCUGCCCUAUCAUCAAAAGACCCCCAGUCCCCUUAUUACCACAACUAUGAUCCCUAUUACCUUCAAGGAUACAUGCAGUCAGACCGGCAAAACAGUGCAAGUGUCGCUUUCCACAAGAACUCAGCUCUUGAUGGCAAAGGGAAAGACAGAAAGGACGAAGUGAAAGAGGACGAUAAAAGCUCUGCCCAUGAGUUUUCGGAGUCAAAGAAAGGUGAAGGACCACCUCAGUCGCAGCUCCAGUUGGCUAUGAGUCAGACCCAGACUGCCUUGGCCCAGUCGCUCUACUAUGGCCAGUACUCCAGGGGACUGUACAUGGACCAGAAACUGCUAAUGGGCUCCAAAUGCUGUGACCAGUUGCACAGUGGCAAGCAGAGGGGUGAGAGGGGACAGGGAGUGAGGGACAGUGAGGAGGAAAAACACAUGGUUGGGGGUUCAGCUGGUGGACCGAUGCUAGCUAAAGGUCCAGAUGGUGCUAAAGGCUGCUGCCCCAAACCUGUCCUGUCCUACGUGGAGAUGAGUGAAAGGGGAGAAAGGGGACAGGGUCUGGGCAUAAAAGCGGUGCAUGGUGGCAUGGUGGAGCAGCACCAGGGCUUGAUGAAAGACUGUGAUGACAUGAAGUCAUCUUCCUCUUCCUCUUCAUCAUCACUCCACAACCCAAACAGUCAGACAGAUCUGGACUCAAAUGUUUCCUUUUCCAGUGUAAGUUUCUCCCUCUGUCUAUAACCUGCCGCCGCCGCCGAUGAUGAUAAUAAUGAUGCUGUUGUUGGUGUGCUUUAAUGACUGUUGUUGAGUGUCACAGAGAGAUUAAUCAUACAUUGUGCACAGCCAAACCAAUAGGUGCUAACAACAAAAACCAUAUGGCUUCUGGUGCUGAAGCUCUUUAGUUGACAUCAAAAUCAUGUGGUUUGAUUUGAUGGAUGCAAAUGUUUAAUGUUUAGAGUAAUGGCAAAAAUGUACCUUUAGCUCUAAGUGUGAAACAUAAAGAACAAAAUAUUUCUAUUUCAUAAGUGUUGGUUUUCAUGCAAGCGUGUACAGAUUUUUAAUCAUGUCAUAGCAUGAUGCAGAUAACCACUAACUCUGGCCUUGCUGGCUGGUAACAAAGGAUGAAUGAAUCAACUAGAGCCGUGUUUGGCAGGGUUGUUUCUUCUCUUCAGUUUGGCUAAACUUCUGCCAUUGGUCAUGUAUGAGACAUGACUUCAUUCGUGUCAUUGAGAGGGAUGCCACAAUCCUCACAUCCCACCUGUGAAUGGCCACCUGCUGUUGAAACGCCGUCAUCCUUCAUCAACAUCACACCUAGAGCCAGUGAUAGAUGCUCUGUCUAUGGUUCUGUUCACUCAACAGUGUUUCCUCUAUAGUCGUUCAGCAGCGGUGGGCCACCACAGUGAGAAAUUCCCAACCAUGCUCAAAAGAAAAUGUAUAAGUUAUGAUUAGCCAUCCUUUCCCUCCAAAAACUACUUGAGACAAAAGUUUAGAUUAAAACUGACAUUUUGUUUAAAGUCUGUAACUGGCAGUGUAAUCAAAAACUGGGACAAAGACUUGGACCGGAGUUGAACUGACUCUAAAAUGACCUCCACCCACCACUGUUAACAAAACAUUAUAGUGGAAACACUGCAACUAGCACCAACUCUUUUCCCCAAUCGAUCUAGCCCUCAGAUGGCCCAGCCUGGGCUCACUGCCUGCCUCACAGCAAAUACUCAGAGCUACAGAGUCAACAUGGGGAGGAGGCCGAGGAGGGUGAAGUAGACAGGGGAAAAGAGUGGGGAGUGACCGUGGAGCCUACCGGGGCCAAGAUGACCUCUGGUGGAGGACCUGGUGGAGAGAGGGGCGGGGGCCUUGGCGGGGAUGCUAAAAAAGCCAGGAUCCAUGGAUCCCAAGACCUCCUACCUGUCAUUGAUGCAGAGGAUUCUGACAGGCUGGAGGGGCUUGAUGAUGGAAGCCAGGAGCCAAUGGGAGGGCUCUCUGAGGAGUCCCAGAGUGCCAGAGCAGCGGUGUCUCCACCCAUGACCCCCCAGCAGCCCUACAUCCAGUACCAGCACUCCUCCUACCAGCCCUACCUGUCAAUGUGUGAGAGCGGUGGGGGCUCCUACAGAGGUGUGUCACCAACCCUGAUCCACAACUACCCAGGUAAGAACCUGAGCAAAGGUAGGGAUUUUCUUCAGAGCGUAAAUGAUGGUUUACUUCGACCAAAGUGGGCAGGGUUUAUAGCCGUUGACAUGUUGCUGCUGCAGCUGAAGGGAUUUAGCUAAUGAAUAGUUCAUUAAAGUUCAGCACUGAGGGUGUUUGAUUCAUUGUUUGAAGUAUUGCAGAUUUAAGUUUAAGUGUUUUAGCCUCAUCAACAGAGUAACAGUGUCAGUGUGUUCAACUCUGAAAGAGGCAGACUUGAAAAGUCAGAGCCAAAGCAGGGGAACUGUCGGCUCAGAAAUAAGAGAUAAAAGCUUUCGAUUCUUGAUGCUGAAAGCAGUUAAAGGCAGAAGUACAGCCAGUUUAAAUCAGAGAAAUAAGAACAUUGGAAAAGCCGUCGGCUUUGGUGCCAUACUAUGCUUUUUAUCCUCUUUUGGCUUCUUGUGUUGCCCUUGUUUCCAUGAAAAAAGCCCUGAUGAACUCACUCAAUACUAUCCUCUCAGCAACAAAAAGACAGUUAGACACCAGCAAGACAUUGGAACAUUUUCAGGAGUAUUGGACUCAGGGAGUAUUGGACUCAUAGAAGUCUGUUUGGAGCCCACUGUGUUGCUCUGGGUCAACCUGAAAUCUAUCAUAUAAUUUACCUAUGAACCGCUUAUUUGAUUCAAAAAUCUGAACAUUUUGGGAACAUUUUAUUUUUCCCUUUAUGGGAGCAAGCAUUUUAAAUCAUAAAAUGAAGUUCAAAAAGUGUGUUUGGCUGUCUGCGGCUGUGUGUGUGUGUGUGUUUUUCUGUGUUUUUCUGUCCACCAGGUUUCCACUACCCUCUGUAUGGUAAGACAGCGGGCAGGGAGGAGUCAGAGGUGACUCCGCCCAGCAGAGGGGGAGCAGUGAGCGGCAAGCAGAGUAGUGGAGACUCCUCAUCCUCAGCCAUGGAGCUGCUGCAGCAGCAGAGCCAUCAGUACCAUGGAAAAUCUCCUGCGGUGAGACUCACUUUACUGCCACUUCCACACUGCAGCUCACAUCACCAAAAUAUGACUAUUUGGACAACAGAGGCUUCAUAAGCAACCGAACAAGCGAAAGAUUUAGGAUGUGGGCCUAGUGUUAGACCUACAACUCUGAUGUUGGGGCAGUGGAGUAACUAGGAUGUCAGUGGAGUUGGGUGAUUUAAAAAAGUGAUGUUACAUUAAUAACUGGUUUAAAAAUAAUGAGUUUCUGUUAAUUUGUUAGACAUGUAGACCUUUAACUUGAGCCUGUCAGUGGCCAAAGAUAAAAGCUUGUACAAGACAUUAUCUGACACCCUUAACACGACUGGAUGAAAUACUCAAGACUCACAAGAGGAACACCCUUCAUACAUAAAACAACAAGCCUAAUUUCAAAGAGUAUAAAUCCAGAUGUGUGUUUUUAUAUUGUCCUGCAGCCCGGUGAGAAGGGUUCCCCUGAGGGAGAGAGAGAGACGGAAAGAGAGAGGAACCACGUGUCCUUUGCCAGACACCUUCACACACACCACCACACACACCUGGGCAUGAGCUACAACCUGAUGUCAGGACAGUACGACAUCUACCAAGGUACAGAUACACACUGAGACACACUAAGACAUGAACUUAAACAUAUCCAUAUGUGAGAGAAAGGUUGGUUUAAGAGGAAUCAGGUCUUAUUCUUCCCAUCAGUCCUUUAACAUGAAAACACAUGUAACUUUCACGUGUUGGCUAAAUACUUGUCUGAAGUUUAAGACUUCUAACCCCAAUAUGUAGUGGGUAACUGCUUGUAGUUUUUUGCCCAUUGGAGUCUGUUUUGAUUCGUUCAUAAAAUCCUUUCAGAUGUUCAUUACAACUGGCUUCAUCAGCACCGCCGUCUGCAUUGAAAUGAAAAUUUACGGCAUGCUGUAGAAACAGAUAUGCUUUGGUUUUUCCACAGCAAAGAUUCUCAUGAGCUGCAUGUGAGAUUUAUGUUCAGAAAACAUUAUUAACACCAUUACGGGACACUAGAGAGGCAAGUUACUGCUUUGUCCACAGGGGGCGCCAAAAUUAACACAAACAGCUGGUUCUUUCUGCUUUGUGUUGAAGGUUUGAGCUCCAGGUCUCUGGUCUCCAGUCAGCAGGUGUCAGGACACUCCUCCACAGGUGAGUCUGACAAUUAGAACUAAAUGUUGAUGAUCUUCAUACAGGAUUUACAGCUACGCUGGUUUACACAGGGCGUCAUUGCAAUAUCUCACUGUUUAUAUGUAGAGAUCUCGGGAAUCAUAAUAAGGGAAUCAGAUGCUUUUAGACGUUUCUUCUGCGUGCUGUAAUCUUGUUAAAUUCAGAACCUACACUAAUGCACAGACUUGUUCACUGUCCUACCUCUUGUAAGCUCUGUGAUUUUCUUUCCGGCUCUUGGAUGAUUUGUCUGCUCUCAGCUGAAUAUUUUGUCCUCCUCUUGAACCAGACUCACAGAUCAUCCACCAAAUUUGCAUUUUAUGAAUCAGACUGGCUAAAUUUUCCUUUUAUGAGAUGCAAACUGGGAGCAAAAUGAGGCUGAAGAUUGUCUGGUCUGCAGUCUGUCUGCUGGGUCAAUAAAUAGAUAUCUAACCCUCCUCUCCUGAGACUAAACACUCUCUGCCUGAACAGCUCUUCUUCAUUGUUGCCAGAGUUUUCAUCCUGCAGAUCAUUAUCUAAUCUGGCAUUUUUUAAAAUUUAUAUAUUUAUAUAAUCCAUAUAUCUCUACUUUUGUCUGAAUGUGUGAAAUAUUGCAGAGGGAACCUGCCGGGCAGUAUAACACCAUAAUGUGAUGAUUACCUCAAAGAAAUAAAGACUGCAGUUAAUUGUAAAAGGUGAUUGCUCUGAAAGAAGCAGAUUAACAGACAAGAUGCUGAUAGAGACAGAAAUUACACAAUGGGAGUUCAACGCAGAAAAAUACAUGCUGGGAAUAAUAUUUACAUGAAUUAAGAUGUUGGCCUUUUUGGGGGACAGACAGGACUACAUCAGUCUAGUUUCGUAGUUUUGUAGGACUCUUUUCCUACAGAUCCAUGCUGUUGUAGUCCCUGUUAUCAGAAUGUGGUCCUCCUGAAAUAUGAAAAUCUUCUCUGAAAAAGUCUUUGCCUGGAUGGCAGCAGAUGUUGCUCCUAAACCUGUUGAUUUUGUUCAGCAUUAAUGGAAGCCCUUUUAUGACAUGGACUCUGAUGAUCCCUGUACCAUCAGGGAUGCUGGAUUUGAACUGGCAGCUGAGAACAUGUUGGAUGGACCCUCUACACUUUAGAGAGGAGGAUACAGAGUCCAUGUUUUCCAAAAAGAAGGUCAGAUUCUGACCCAUCAGACCACAGGACAGUUUUACUCUUACCCUCAGUCCACCGUAAACAGGCUCAGGUUCAGAGAAGUCUCUGGUUUCUCUAGAUCUUUUUUCUAUCUGUUUUCCUUUUUGUACGGCCCAGUUUGAACCUCAUUUGUGGAUGCAUUGAUGAACUGUGUUAACAGCCAGUGGUUUUUGAAGUGAUUCAGAGCCCAUGCAGUGAUUUCCACUCCAGAGUCCUGUCUGUUUUUAAUGCAGUGCUGCCUGAGGGCCUGAAGAUCAGGACCAUCCAGUCUUGGUUUUGGUCCUUGUCCCUUUAGUACAGAGAUUUCUUCAGACUCUCUGAAUCUUUGAAUGAUGUUAUGUUAUGUAGAUGAUGAAAUGUUAAACUCAUUCUUUCACAUUUAACACUCAGGAAAAUUAUUGUAAAAUUGCUGAACUAUUAGCUAGCUCACACAGUCUCUCACAGAGUGGUGAACCUUUUCCUAUCUUUUCUUCUGAGAGACUCAGACCCUCUGAAUGUCUUUUUUAUGUCCAGUCAUGGUACUAACCUGUUGAACAUUCACCACAUUACUUGGAGAUGUAACAACUUUGGUACCUGUUUGGUUUUUCCUCUUUUACAACUUUAUAGAAAUAUGUUGCUGGCAUUAAUUCAUUUUAAAUGAAAAAAAUAAAUAUUUUCAAUUUCAACAUUUCAUAUUUUUCUUUAAAUGCUUCUGGCAAUGAGAAUCUGUCUUUAUUAACAUUUUACUCAACAUCUAAACUUUUUUAAAGUGCUCUUACAAUUUCAUCCAUGAUGCAGGCUGCAGACCCAAACAGGUAAACAGUCUGCUGCGGUAAAGAGUACAAACUAGUCUGUCAUCUGUAAUGUUACUCACAGUCCUUGUUUUGUCCUCUUGUCUUCACAGACAGCGAAGGGAAGAAGUAGGACCAUGUGACCACGUCUCACAUGAGGAAUGGCAGAUUUAUCAGACAUCAAUUCCAUGGUGUUGAAUAAGCUUCGCCUCGCUGAGAGGCAGUAAACUGAAAUAAAGAAUAAACCUCUUUCAUUUCUUACUUAUGAUGACCACCUGUUUUAUAAUACGUCACAAAGAAGCAGACAGGACAGCAGACGGAGGGACAGGAAGCAGGAGGGACUCUGUACAAAUUCAGAUCUUGGACUUUUGAAGCUCUCAGUUUUGCAGGAUUUUGACAGAAAGCACUCAGUAGAGCCGUGCUGUGGUGUGGGUUUAUAAAAAUGCACAUGUAUCGUAGUGUAAAAUGACGAUGAUAUGACUGAAUGUACUGAUGAGGACGUACUUUACCCCAAUAGUGUUGAUGGUUUUUUAACUCCUGUUGGGAAGCAGCAUUAGGAAGCUACAAAGUCUAUUAUUCUACUUAUUAUUAUCCUGAUUAUUGAAGUGCUCCUCCACCCUCCAUAGUGCUGACGCUACAUUUGUAUUACUAACCUGUACUUGAGCGUAACCAUGUUGAUUGUAUUGUCUUUAUGUGAGAGUAAACCUUCACAUCAACCUGCCCGGUGCCAUGUAGGAGCCCAAUGGUGUAAAUAUUCUGUACAGAUUCAUGGCAGAGCACUAACAUGCUUUCUGUGUCAAUCUCCAUCAGCCAUGCAGGGAGCAGUGGGCAGAGCAGGAAAACCAGCACAAACUAGAAACUAGAAACUUGGAUUUGUCAGCUGAUGUCAAAACAGCUGCAGGAGUUUUUCCUGAGACUUAGGCUGCACAAAUGAUGAUGCUUUUGCACAUGAAUAACAAUUUGUGCACUGUCAGCUUCCCAGAGGUUACAGGUUCUGAAAGGUGUACGGCCAACUUUUGGGGCUUCCAGUUGCAAACAAUAAGCAGAGUUUUUGCCGAGACUUUCUUUCCUGCCUGUUGCAUCUUCUUUAAUUCUUCUGGUGUUGAAGUUGAGUCACGACAUUGAAAGGCAGAUUUUUAGCUGCUUUCCAGACAUUUACUUAAACUGAGGUCCAGAUCUAAACAAUUUGCUCACCUUUUGUGCACACUCUACCUGUGCAAAUAAGACAAUAAGAAUACAGUCCAAUUCAUAAAGUACAUGCAAAGGGUUAAAUACUCCUUAAAGUGUGAUGCACAACAAAUAGCACUACAGUGUUGCUGCUGUUUGUGUAUAUUCAAACUUUUUGCAUUAAUUUGGGGCAGAACUGGGGAAACAAACCUUGUUAAGUGCUUGCUGUCUGAAGUUAUCUGGUCUGAUACCCAACCCUUUGUUUAUCUAAUCUGUCAUGAAUCAACUUUACAAUACUCUAAUAAGCAGUGUUUCUUCCCCACCUGGCUUGCCGUCUAUGUGUAGACAGUUGUAAGUUCUGUCAGGAUGAGAGUGCCCAGAAAAUGAGAACAAACUGCACAGCUGCAGAGCUUUAUGAGCAGGUUUGCUCUGGAAUGCCACAUUAGAAAAUGUGUUUUGUGAAUUGGACCCUGAGACAGAGUAGACUGUGGGUCAGAUGAUGCACAGUUCUUGGUGCUAUUCACAGUUGCAGUCUGUUGUUCAUGACUCUCUCCUUAAACUGUGAGCAGAUGAUCACUGGCGGGUUCUGAUCUGACAUUUCUUUUGAUUGCACUUCCUUUCUCUCACACUCCACAUGGACUACUACAACAAGCAAAACUCUUAACAAAUCUGAAACUACACUCUGGUUCCAGUUCAACACUACGUUUUUGUGCAGGAGAGAUUUCUAUUGUGAUGACAGACCUCUGUCUAUUGUCCCACAAUCCUUUGCUCUGCACCUGCUCCCAUGCCACCAACAAGCCAACUAGCUCACUGCAGAACCUCUGAUAGACACAAGGGUCUGGUUUUACAAACCACUGACAAAUUUCCAAGUUUCAAAGCCUGACUAAGAACAAUCAGGCUUUUUCUGACAGUAUAUCCAACAGUGUGGCCUUUCAGACCCAAGCUGACCUCCUGUGAUCAGCUACAAGAUGAAACUCUGACAAAGAGAUGUGUAGAAGAUGUAUAGUGAGCAGGUUGUUAUGACCAAAAGACCACUCCACUUAGAUCUCAAGUCUUGCUCACCCUUUUGGGUUUUAAUCUGCAAAACCACCCGCUCACUCUACACAAUCCUGCCUGUUACCUGGCAGCCAACUCAACAUAAGAUGACCUAAAAUAUUGGUUAAAAGAUGUUUUCUUGAUUUAAAGGUACAGUGUGUGAUAUUUAGUGGUAUUUAUCAGAGCAAUCUUUGCAGAGAUGGGAAAUAAUCAUAAGUGUGUUUAAAUUAGUAUGUAUUAGCCUGAUCAUUGUAUUUUUGUACAGUUAGAAUAAGCCUUUAUCUACAGAGGAGUUGGUUCUUUCUCUACAGAGGCUGCCAUCUUGCACCACCAUGUUUCUACAGUAGCACAGAGAGGACACACUAGUGACAUACACAUUCUGUAUUUAUCUAAAAAUGCACCAGUUGGAAGAAGAAUAAGAGUUUAGAUUAAAAGAUGUUUUGGAUGGAAAAAACUUGACAAAUGAAGCUUUUUGUCCUCAAAGGCCACCAUCAUUCAGUGACUGAAGGGGUGAGCAAGGGAGCAUUUGAAUGUAGCUAGAUAAUGCUAAAUAUUCCCAUUUCUACACACUGUACCUUUGACAAAGCCAGAUAAUCACAAGCAUAUUUUAUAUCUCUGCUGCCUUGAAUGGAGAUUAAUACCUGCAGCAGAAUCAAACUUUUAAACAAUGUGACUGACAAAAAAAAGAUUAAAUAAACUCACUUAAUGUGUGUGUAUUUCAUGUUCAUAAAUGAAAUAAUGAAUUGUAGGUAACAUUUUAUAUGAAUGUAACAGUCCCAAGUGAAAAUAAGUCAAAGUUGUAAGAUCAGUAUAAUGUCACAGUGGUUCAGACUGGAAAUCUCCCGAUCCCAGUGACCCGUCCUGGUCUAUCAGCGGCUCUGCCUCACCUACACAGCACCUCACCAUAGUAUCAGUGAUCGUUCUAUUACUUGAAUAUAGUGCUAUAAACUCUGUUUACAAAACGCUGUCAUCUUCUGGGAGACACAGUGUUGUCUUAUAAAGGCUGCUCGGUUUGUUAACGUCAUCCACACCCUCGCAAACACACACCCGGUGUAUCCAGUUAAUAACACACACUGAAACCGUAUAAACAUGAAAACCUGCUGUUGCUUUUUUAUACUGUAUAUGCCUUAAUUCAUAUGUUUGGCAAUCAUGAUUAAAGGAUGUUUAUAUAUAUAGAUAUAUAUAUAUAUACUUGC